AUGGCCAGCGUGCACGAGAGCCUGUACUUCAACCCCAUGAUGACCAACGGGGUGGUGCACGCCAACGUCUUCGGCAUCAAGGACUGGGUCACUCCGUACAAGAUGGCGCUGCUGGUGCUGAUCGGCGAGCUGGGCCGGGCCGGGCCGCACCUCAGCCUGCUCGAGAGGCGGCGCCUCAACCGGCUGCUGCUGCCUCUGCUGCAGGUGGGGCAGGGAAGCGGGGGUCGGGGCGGCCGGGGCCACUGUCGACCGCCGACGGCGGCACUUGGGCGAGUGGCCACGCUGUGGGACGCGGGUUCAGCUCUGUCCCUUAUGCACUUCAGUCCUCUCUCUCCUCGCCGCUUAUGAUCCAACACACACCUACAUACACGGGGGCAUCAGAUUCCUGCCCAUGCGGACUGUCGUCGGCGAAAGCUUAUGGUUUGUUAUUUGUUUGCAUUGCUAUGCCACCUUCAUCUUCCAAGGAGCUCAAGGUGGUGCGCAUGGUUCUCUCUCCCUCACAACACCACUGUGAGGUGGGUUAGGUUUAACUAGAGGUGUCAGGGUUUUCCUUUGUUUAGCUCUGACAGUGCUCUUCUCUCCUUAUGUUUUCUGGCCCCUCUUCACUGGGCAUUGGAGUAGGACUGCCUUUGAUGGCAGUGCCAGAAUGACCAGGUGAAGAAGACAGGGCUGCUGCACCUUCAUAGCUGCAAGGAAGGUGGAGUUUCAGUAGGGUUCUUUGGAUGCAUAGGGAGCUAUUCGUUAUUUUUCUUUCCUUCAUUACCCAGCUUGGGAAUUCUUGUAGUGCAAGUGCAACAAGCAAAGUUGGGCACAUUCUUUCCUGUAGUAGUAUAGACUGCUAUAGAUGUUGGAGCUGGUACAGUUUACUUUUGUAUUCAUUUAGAAAUUACUGUUAACUAUUUCGUGUUUCUCCAUGUGCUUUAUUUAGGGGCCUGAUAUGACACUGUCUCGCUUGAUUAAGGCUAUUGAAGAAUGCUGCCCUCACUUAGCGAGUUCUGUUCAAAUAAGGUAAGUUCAUUUGUUCUUUCCAUAAGCAUAAUUGAGAUGAGAGUUCUUAAUCUUAACCCUGAAUACUUUUCAAGCAGAAUUAAACAAGUAUGUAGUUAAGGACAUGAUAAAUUGACGUAGUAGUAGGUUUAGUAACUUUUGAUCUAAAGUUCGCAUUGUCUAAGUAACCUGAAACAGAGUAAUGUGGCUGCUUAAACAAGUGGGCAAACCAAAGGGCAGUGCAGAAUGUUCUGGUUAUAUGCAGUAAGCCAACAAAGCCAUUUUCCAGGAAACUCUAUUCUAUCAAUUCCCCAGCCCAGUUUUCCUGUCUUUCCUUCUCUCCCUGCCCUUAAUAGUCAAUAUUGCAAGGCCACUCAGCAUGCUCAAACCUCAUUGGACUGCUUUUUAGUCGUCGUCGUCGUCCCCACUUUAGGGUUCCCCCCUCCCAUCCCCCAUCACGUGCAGGUGUACUUCUGCAAACCAUGGGUGUGAGGGGUUUCCCCAAGCUUGAUGAUGCCUCUUCUUCCAGGGGUCUGCUUGAGUGUACAGUGUUACCUCGGGUUACAAACACUUCGGAUUACAAACUCUGCUGACCCGGAAGUAGUACCUUGGAUGGCAAACUUUGCCCCAGAGUCAGAACGGGAAUCGCGCGCUGGCAGUGUGGCAGCAGCGGGAGGCCCCAUUAGCAAAAAUGCGCCUCAUGUUAAGGAUGGUUUCAGGUUAAGAAUGGACCUCCGGAACGAAUUAAGUUCAUAACCCGAGGUACCACUGUAGUUCUUUCUUCAGAGAGUCCAAGCCUCCCUCUCCCUUUUCUAGUUCAUUUCGUUCAGGAGUCAGUCCUAAAUCCCAGCAAGUCAGAUCUUAGAGCUGCCUAAGGGUUCCAGGGGAGGCUCUCCUCCAACAGGGGGCAGGUUUAUUCUGCCGCAAUACUCUUGGCAGGCUGAAAUUGAGGGCUUCUAUGCUUCUCCAGGUGUUUGGCGGGAGGGGGGGGGAGAAUCUGUCUAGGCCCAGCCUGAAGAAAGCUUCCAGUGGGGAAGCAAGAACCAUAACCAAUCUCUAUAGAAGCGCCUUGUUUAGGCAUCCAACCUAUUCCCUCCUCUGGAUGUUCAUCCUUUUCUCUAAGGCUUUUUAUACCCCCCACAACUUCAUUCUGCGUAAGGCACAGAAAUAGGUAUCCCUCUCUUCCACCAGACAGCUAAUGGAAAGUGCUCCUACCUCCUCCCACAGCUGGAGUCUCCAGACAAUGUCCAGUUGUGGUCUCCUCAGGAGUCAUUGCCUGUUGGUGUGGAGUAAGGGCCAAAAACACCUGGCAAGCCCUGACAGCCCUCCACUUUCUCAGGCUGUCCCACUUGAAUGAAUACGUCUCUGCCAUAUGUAUUAAUUUUGUAUUGUAUUUAAAGUACAGUCAUACCUCGGGUUACAGACGCUUCAGGUUGUGUUUUUUCGGGUUACGGACCCGCUGAAACCCGGAAGUACUGGAACAGGUUACUUCCGGGUUUCAGGGGUUGCACAUGUGCAGAAGUGCUGAAUUGCAACCAGCGCGUGCGCAGACGCAGCGCUGUGGGUUGCGAACGUGCAUCCCGCAUGGAACACGUUCGCAACCCAAGCGUCCACUGUAAUCUGUUGUUUUUAACUGUUUUUAUUAUAUUUUCUACAUUGAACUGGGACAUUUUUAGAAGGCCAUUAAUACGCAACAAUAAAUAUUAAUUAACGCAAGAAUGGUACUGCUUUGGCUACAUCAGAAUAGGCACUUGGAAUUUAGAACUCAAAAGCACAAAGUGUAAGUAGAUAAAUAGGUACUGCUCCAGCAGGAAGGUAAACAGCGUUUCCGUGCACUGCUCUGGUUCGCCAGAAGCGGCUUAGUCAUGCUGGCCACAUGACCUGGAAGCUGUACGCCGGCUCCCUCGGCCAAUAAAGCGAGAUGAGCGCCGCAACCCCAGAGUCGUCCGCAACUGGACCUGAUGGUCAGGGGUCCCUUUUCCUUUACCUAUGAAUAUGUAUGAUGGGUUUAGCUCACUCCAGAUUUUGCUUAUAUCCUGUUCUUUAAAAAUUUGAAGCAGUUGCAUUUGUUUAUAUAGGACUUUGUAUAACCUUUAUAGAACAGCCUUAUGGGAGGGGAGUCACACACAUAUGUUCCAGCUGAAAUCUCCCUCCCCCAGAAUGAUCUCCCCUUGGGCAAAUGAAAAUAAGGAUUAGAACAUUGACUUAUAAAAAUUUUUUUGGCCACUGUUGGGAGAAAAUGACAUAUUGUUGAGGAGCUAAAUAGCUACUCUGAGGGUCCUGGUGGGCACAUGGUCUGUGGGAUGGUCUUGGGAAAACAGACAUCUCUGCCCUCAUGUCAUAUCACAAAUUGCUUUGGAAGUCACUUUCAGAAUACUGUUUAAAAAGUUCUAAUAAUAGAGUUAAUUGUGUAGUUCUUUGGAUCCUGGCUACAGAUUUGUAUAACAUCUAGUUUUGUUUUGUUUUUAAAAACAAAAAACCUAAAGCUCUCUUUGCAAAUGCUUGCUUGUAGAGUUUUAAGGUGUGGAGAACAUGUCUACCUAUAAAUCCCAAAAAAACGAACAGAGUAGCAUGAUGUAAUGGUGUCAUUUCUAGUAUUUUAGUAUCCUCGUCCAAGUGCUCUGUAUACACAGAAAAUUAUACAGAUUGUUGAGCUGGUUGUUUUUAACCGAGUCUGUUUCUGGCCCUGUUCUUUGGCAAUUAAUUCUUAAAAUAAUAAUAAUAAUAAUAAUGAAAUUCUAGAUUGAUCUAAUUUUAAUGCCACUUUCUAAAUGAAUACUGCCCCCUGCCCCUUUCCCUACAUUAUUCUUUGGGGAGAGGACAAUAGCUUGGUGGACUAUCAUAUGGUUUGCAUGCAGAAGGUCCCAGGUUCAGUCCAGGACAUUUCCCGUUGAGAUGAUCAGGUAGCAAGUGAUGGGAAGGGCCUGUGCCUGAGACUCCUGGAGAGCUUCAGCCAAUGUGAGUAGGCAGAACUGGGCUGGAUGGACAUGAUCUGACUCUCUGUGUGGUGGUAUCACUUGCAGAAUAAAGCUAAUGGCAGGAGGGGAGUUGAAAGAUAUGGAACAAUUCUUUGAUGACCUUUCGGAGGCAUUCAGUGGAACAGAACCAGAAGUUCACAAAACCAGCGUUGUAGGUACUGUAUCAUUUAUUAUAUAAAAACCUUGGAGAGCCUCUCUUUAUCCUUAGGGGCAGCCAGAGUCCUGGGCCCACAGUGCUCACCUCUUCUUCCUGGGCAGGGGAAAGAAAGCAGGGCUUCUCUCACUUUCCUCCUAUUUUCAAGGUAAAGCUGUUUCUAACAUUACAAAGAGUCAUAUGUGUAGCUUAUCACAUCUGAUGAUAUUUUGCACUGAUAAGUUUUUUAAAACUCCAGCAAGCUGCAGUUUCCCAAUACGUGCACGUUGCACAAAACAUGGUUUUGAUUAGUGACUUCAGUGUGCCAAUUUUUGUCAGGUGAGAAGCAGCCUUUCAUUUAUGUUUUCACUAGUGGAGACCAUGGAGGAAACAGUGUGUGAGGGAGAAAGAGGAAAAAGAAGCCUUUUGGUUUGAGAUGAGGAGGUCUGAGAAUUCUUUACUGUCUUAGGGAAACUCUUCUAUAAAAGGAGUGGCUAGCAGAGAGGUCAGAAAGGAAUGGGUGGGUUUAUACAUUUGCUGAAAGUCUGUGGGAGUAAAGGAAAACUGGAGAGCAAAGAAUUCAGUUCUCUAUGAGUUGAGUCUGUACUAGUUUCUGAUCCUUACGCCUGUGAAAAUAUACAGAAAAGUGGAUGGGAAAUGUUAGUUAAAAUCUCAGAAGCCAGUGGUAUGGUUGAAUAUGGUUUCUAGUGAUUGGAGUUGCACGUUAAGUGAGCCACCGAGCUCCUAAGCACUAUUCAUGACCAGAACAAGCUAUGCAAAACAAAGUGGAUUUGCUUUGCUUAAGUUGCAGCAUUCAUCCAGAGUGCAAAAUUAGAGUUUAUUUGGGCAUGUGAUUAAAAAAUUUUUUAGCAUGGAGUAUGCUUAUCUUGGUUAUAAGGACUGGCUCCCCAUUGUGGUGUUAUGUGGGUACUGCAGGAUUUGAUGGAGAUCAAGACAUCUUAAUACACUCCAAGAAACAGAUCCCUCCCCCCUCUCUCUGUAGGCUUGUUCCUGCGCCACAUGAUCCUGGCGUACAACAAGCUCUCAUUCAGCCAAGUGUACAAGCUUUACACGGCUCUUCAGCAGUACUUCCAAAAUGAUGAGAAGAAAAGUGGAGGAGACGAGACUGAGAUGGAACUGACCCACUGUGGGGAGCUGGAAGGGAAGAUGGAGAAAGAUGAAUUUGAUGGGCCUCUCAGGUAAGCUUCUAAGAUUUGUUUCUAAAACUUGUCUCUGCCCUGCUUUGAUAAAUAAAUCCUUCCAGCAGCUUUUGUCAGCUUGGUGUCCUCCCAGUUCUCAUCAGCUGCUGCCAGCACAGCCAUAUGAAUCAUAGGACUGUAGAGUUGAAAGGGAUUCUGAGGGUCAUCUAGUCCAACCGCCUGCAGUGCAGGAAUUUAAACUAAAUCAUACAUGACAAAUGGCCAUCCAAUCCCUGCUUUCAAAUUUCCAAGGAAGGAGAGUCCGCCACCUCUCAUGGGAGUCUGUUCCACUGUCAAACAGCUCUUACUGCCAGAAAGUUCUCCCUGGUGUUUAGUUGGAAUCUUCUUUCCUGUAACUUGUUUGGGUCGUACCCUCCAGAGCUGAGGAAAACAAGUUUGCUGCAUCCUCCAUGUGAUAGCCCUUUAGAUAUUUGAAGAUGGCUAUCAUAUCUCAUCUCACACUUAGACUAAACAAACCCAAUUCCUUCAACUGUUCCUCAUUAGGCUUGGUUUCCAGACCCUUGAUCACCUUGGUUGCCCUCCUCUGCACAUAUUGUAGCUUGUCCAUAUGCUUCUUAAAUUGUGGCGCCCAGAACUGGACACAGUACUCCAGCUGUGGUCUGACCAAGGGAAAAUAGAGCAGGACUAUAAUUUCCCUUGAUUAGAAUGUUAGACUUGACUUCAGUUAAUGCAGCCUAGAAUAGCAUUAGCCCUUUUUGCUGCUGCAUCACACUGUUGACUCACGUGAAGGUUGUGGUCUACUAAGACCCCUAGAUCCUUUUCACAGGUACUACCGGUAGGCCAGAUAUCGCCCAUCUUAUAUUUGUGCAGCUGGUUCUUCCUGCCCAAGUGUAGAACUUUACAUUGUCCCAAUUGAAACGCACUUUGUUAGUUUGGGCCGAGUUCUCCAAUCUGCUAAGGCCAUCUUGAAUCCCAAUUCUGUCUUCUGUGGCAUUAGCUAUCCCUCCCAGCUUUGUGUUAUCUGCACAUUUGAUGAGCAUCCCUUCAAUUCCUUCAAAGUUGUUUAUAAGGAUAUUGGACAGCAACAGGCCCAGGACAGAACCGUGCGGCACCUCACUUGUCCCUUUUUUCCAAGAUAAUGAGGAACCAUUAAUUGGCACAGCAAAUCUAUCCAGAAUCUAGAGAAAAGGUCUCUCCCACCAUCUGUGACUAGAUCCUUCUAACAGAAAAUGCCAGGAAAUGAAUGUAGGAUCUUCCUCAUGCAACACGUGCUGUAUCUCUGAGCUCAUUUUCCACCUCCCCCCACUCCUUAAGGCAUAUUAUCUCAAUCUUAGAGAUGAAGAAGUUUACAAAAAGGCCCAAAAGACUUUGAGAGACUAUUUUGAAAUAAAUAUGAAUACCAAUGUAGAAAAAGAGUAAUCUGGGACGCAAGCAAAGCUGUGAUGAGAGGGUUUUUGAUACAACAGAAUGCAAUAAAGAAGAGAAGUCAAAAUGAAAAGAAAGAUAAAAUUUUGGAAAAAAUAAAAGAAGGAGAGAAGAAAUUGAGAGCAAAACCAAAGUCCCAGGAGAUUUUGAGAGAAAUAAAAUUAUAUCAAGUACAAUAUAUGGAAAUGAUGAAUCAGGAAAUAGAAUGGAAAAUCAAACAAAUGAGACAAAAACAUUUGAAUCAGCUAAUAAAUGUGGAAAACUGUUGGCCUGGCAAAUGAAAAAAGACAAAAAUUAAAUACUAUUAUAAAUUUAGAAGUGGAAGGAAAGAGUAUACAUAAUCCAAAUGAGAUUAGAAAUUGCUUCCAGAAGUACUUUAAACAAUUAUACACACAAGGGCCACAGAAGGAAAUGGACAUAGACCAAUUUUUGAAGACAAAUGGCCUACAAAAAUCUCUCAAGAAAGUAAAUUAAUGCUGAACUAUAAAAUAUCUGAACAGGAAGUAGAAGGUGCCAUACAAAAUAUGCAAUUGGGCAAAUCUCCAGGACCGGAUGGGCUGACUUCCAGAUACUAUAGAUCUUUGAAAGAGUGGUUACUGCAACCUUUGAAGGAAGUCUGCAAUGAAAUACUGGAGGGGAAAAGGGCACCAGAAUCGUGGAAAGAGGCGUAUAUCACACUUAUACCGAAAACAGAGACUGAAAAGACUCAGCUUAAGAACUAUCGCCCUAUAUCGUUACUUAAUGUGGAUUACAAAAUUUUUGCAGACAUUUUGGCCAAGAGAUUGAAAAAAUAUUGAUGAAAGAGAUUCAUAAAGACCAAGCGGGCUUUCUCCGGGAAGACACCUGUCUGAUAAUUUGAGGAAUAUAAUUGAUAUUUUGGAAAAUUAGAAGUGAAUAUAAACACCAAAGCAGUAUUGAUAUUUGUUGACGCGGAGAAAGCUUUUGAUAAUAUCUCUUGGAGUUUUAUGAAGAAGAAUCUGCAUGGGAUGGGGGUAGGCCAAGGUUUUGAAAAUGGUAUAGGUGCAAUAUACUCUGAACAAAAGGCUAAAUUAAUUGUAAAUAAUGUGGUUACGGAAGAAUUUAAGAUAGAAAAGGGACACGACAGGGGUGCCCAAUUUCCCCACUGCUUUUAUAUCGGUCCUGGAGGUUUUGCUAAAUAUGAUUAGAAAGGACCGGUUGGUUAAGGGCAUACAGGUCGGAGCUAAACAGUACAAAUUGAGAGCAUUUGCAGAUGACCUAGUAUUGACGUUACAGGAGCCAGAAUCUAGUACUAAAAGAGUUUUAGAAUUAAUUCAGGAAUUUGGUCAGGUGGCAGGUUUUAAAUUGAACAAGUUAAAAACUAAGGUUUUAGAGAAAAACUUAACACCGAUUGAAAGAGAGAGGUUUCAGAAUGAGACAGGAUUGAAUGUGGUAAAGAAAGUGAAAUACUUGGGGAUUAAUAUGACAGCCAAAAAUGGGAACUUAUUUAAAGAUAAUUACGAAAAAUGUUGGACGGAAGUGAAAAAGAUUUAGAAAUUUGGUCAAAUUUGAAACUCUCGUUGCUGGGCCGUAUUGCUGUGAUAAAGAUGAAUGUAUUGCCUAGAAUGUUGUUUUUGUUUCAGACAUUACAAAUUGUAGAUAAGAUGGACUGUUUCAAGAAGUGGCAGAGAGAUAUUUCUAGAUUUGUCUGGCAGGGCAAGAAGCCCAGAAUAAAAUUUAAGAUAUUAACUGACGCCAAGGAAAGAGGUGGAUUUGCCCUGCCAGACCUUAAACUUUAUUAUGAAUCAGCAGCUUUUUGCUGGCUGAAAGAAUGGCUACUUCUUGAAAACACAGACAUUUUGGAUUUAGAAGGUUUUAACAAUGUAUUUGGAUGGCAUGCAUACUUAUGGUAUGAUAAGGUCAAAGCACACAAAGCAUUUAAAAAUCAUAUUGUUAGGAAAGCAUUGUUUAAUGUCUGGAUAAGAUACAAAGACUUAUUGGAAAAUAAAACCCCAAGGUGGCUGUCACCAAUGGAAGCAAAAGCUCUGAAAAGGCUCAAUAUGGAGGCCAAAUGGCCGACAUAUUGGGAAAUUUUGGAGCAAGAAGGAGAUAAAUUGAGACUGCAGAGUUUUGAAAAAUUAAAAAAUAAAGUGAGAGAUUGGCUCCACUACUAUCAGAUAAUGGAGGCAUAUAAUUUGGAUAAGAAAAUAGGCUUCCAAGUGGAAAAGUCAAAAUUAGAAACAGAAUUGUUAGAACCCAAAACUAAAAAUUUGUCAAGAAUGUAUAACUUGCUGUUGAAAUGGAAUACUCAGGAUGAAACGGUGAAAUCUGCUAUGAUUAAAUGGGCACAAGAUGUUGGACAUAAUAUUAUGUUCGCUGACUGGGAACAGUUAUGGACCACAGGUAUGAAGUUUACGGCAUGUAAUGCCUUAAGAGAGAAUAUUAUGAAAAUGAUAUACAGGUGGUACAUGACCCCAGUCAAGCUUGCAAAAAUUUAUCAUUUGCCCGAUAAUAAAUGUUGGAAAUGUAAAGAAACUGAAGGUACAUUCUUUCACCUUUGGUGGACGUGCCCAAAGAUUAAGGCUUUCUGGGAAAUGAUAUAUAAUGAACUGAAAAAGGUAUUUAAAUAUACCUUUCUGAAGAAACCAGAGGCCUUUCUCUUGGGCAUUGUUGGCCAACUGGUGCCAAAGAAGGACAGAACCUUUUUCAUGUAUGCUACAACAGCAGCAAGAAUACUUAUCGCAAAGUAUUGGAAGACACAAGAUCUACCCACUUUGGAAGAAUGGCAGAUGAAGGUGAUUGACUACAUGGAAUUGGCGGAAAUGACUGGCAGAAUCCGAGACCAGGGAGAAGAGUCGGUGAAAGAAGACUGGAAAAAAUUUAAGGACUAUUUACAGAAAUAUUGCAAAAUUAAGGAACUUUAGAAGGAUGCUGGAUAGAAAUUAAGAGGUUUUUAGCUGUAAUGCUUUAAGAGACAUGGAAAAAAAAGGUUAACAAUUGGGUAAAAGAUUAAUGGUAAGGAUUUGCUGAACCAACAAACUGAAUUGGAAUACAAAGAAGGGAGGUAUGAGGAGGUCUGGGGAAAUAAGAGUAAGGAAGAUAGGUUAUGGAACAUUAUUGUGUUCUUAACUGUUUUAUUUUGUAUGUUUUUUCUUACUUUUUGCUUUUUUGUUGUAAUUUACACUUUUUUCUUUGUUUUCUGUAUUUUAGUGAAACUUUAAUAAAUAUCAUUUAAAAAAAAACAAAACAAUCUUUUUUACAACAACCCUGGGAAGACAUGGAGGUUGUCGAUAUUACACCCAUAUUGCAAAUGAGGAGCUGAAAAUGAGUGAGUGAGUGGUUCUGGCCAGAAGUAGUGUUUGACCCCCAGGACUUCUUCAUUUAUGAUUCAAUAGGCUGAGCAUAUAGAAAAGCCAUUUCAGCCUCUUUGGUAGCCUUGGGGUAAGGUGGUCUUGCAAUUAUUAGCAGGCCUAGAAUUCUGAAGGAAUUUCACAGUGGGUCUUCUGCUCUGUCUCAAGGGAGGAAGAAAUAUCUUGCAAUGGCCCACUGUCACAGAAGCAAGCAGAAUACUUCCUCUCUCAACAGGUAUGUUAAUAGUUAUUCUUAAACCUGCCCAUCGGGUGAGCUAAAGGUGUGGCUUCUGGGGAGGGGGGCUUUUCCAUGGUGGCACCUGGUUAUCCCCAGACACAUUUGCAUGCUCCAUUCUUAGUGUCUUUAAAAUGCCAUGUGAGGUCUGUCCUGUUUCCUCACACCCUAAUACCUAUUCACUCUGUUGGAGUACUGAAACGGUUUUUAAAGUAAAAUAUAUUGUUGAUGUGGUUGAAAAUUUCAAAGGGCUUUGGAUCCCAGCCUUUGAGUUCAGUUGCAUUGACAUCUGGAUGCUAGAAUGAAAGGUAUGUUUGAGAGCCAUUCUUGCUUGAAUCCCUUAAGCCCGCUUUUCAUCUCUCGUAAUCAAAUUAGUAAGAGCCUCUCUUUUGAGUGUAGCCUAACGAAGCUUUGGCUAAAUCUCUCCAUGGCAAUUUGUAAACAUGCUGUCAACCACCUUUUUCUUCCUGAUAUGGAAAGGAUUCUGUUGCUGUGGUGAUAAUAAAAUUAAAUGGUUUUUAAUCCCAGCAAAUUCAUACUUGUCUUUGCCUGGUUGCUCAAGUGACAGGUUUUUAAUUUAAUUCCAGGCAUCUUUAUUGAAAAAUGAUGAGACCAAAGCUCUCUCUCCAGCAUCUUUGCAAAAGGAGUUGAACAGCUUGUUAAAAUUUAACCCAGAUUUUGCUGAAGCGGUAAGUUUGGUUUGGGUUCCCCCCACCUAGGCAGUCUGGUGUAAUCUGUACUGUAGCACACUCAGCAGUUUGGUGUUGGUAGCACUGGUAGCAGUUUUACUGACAUCUCUGACCCUCAUUGGCUGAGCUACUAUGCCCUAGGCAGGUCAGGCAGCAUAGCUGUCGUUGGUUGAGGUGCCCUGUUUCUAAAGGAGGGCAUACAGAAAAGAAGAAUGUGUCAACAAAUUAGCAGCUAGGAAAGGUAGGGCACCUGGGAAAGCAAUGGGAAUUGGUACAGAAUGCUGAGAGAAGGAGGGGGUGGGAAAUUGAGAAAGAGGGAAUGGGCAGGAAAAAGAGGAGCACGUGGUUGGGGACUGCAGUGAUAAGGAAAGUGGAAAGUACCGUGGUUUGAAAUUAGCCCACCAGAUUCUUGUCCUCAUGGCCCCUAGAUUUAUCAUUGGGUGACCUCACAACCUUUCACCAAAUUACUGUGCGCUAAAUCUGUGUUCAGUGUGGCCAUUGCAGUUGCCUCUGAUCACUCACAAGCUGCUGUUUGCUGCUGUUUUCACUUCCAGCAUUAUUUAAGCUACUUGAAUGGCCUUCGGGUCCAAGAUGUCUUCAGUUCAACACACAGUCUCCUUCACUACUUUGACCGCUUGAUUCUCACCGGCGCAGAAAGCAAAAGCAACGGCGAUGAAGGCUGCGGGCGGAGCCUGAGAUACGCAGCUCUCAACUUGGCUGCGCUGCACUGCCGCUUUGGUCACUAGUGAGUUCCUUUGUGUUCCUCCUGCUGCACAAAUUGGGAUGAGAUCUUCUCCCCCCAUCUGCCACAUUGCUGUUUUCCCUCUGAGAGAUCUCAUGUGAACUCAAGAUGGUCCCACAAGAUCUCGCGAGGGCAUCCCAGAGCCCCUUUGCUGAGCAGCACUUGCCUGGUAAGCAAGGCGGAGCACUUAAAAGCUCUCUGCCUUAAAAGCAUGCCACCUUCAGAAGGUAAGGAUGUUUGCACAAGGGGAGGUCAGGUAUGCAAUAUGGUAAGCUCUUACAGUUCCCUUCCUUAGCAGUAAUGGUAACUGCAAACAAUAAAACAAAAUAAACUAAAAAUUGUAGUGAUAAGAUGAUGGUAAAGAAUAAAAUAGUAAUAGGAAAUUGGAAAGAAAGUCAUCACCAGCAUUUUAAUGGAGGGAAACAUGAAUAACAUGAUUUGUUCAGUGAAGUCAGCCUUUGAGUGGGCCCAUUGAAUGAAUAGACUUUGACUUGACUCCGUUGAUUUCUGUGGGUCCACAGUGAGCAUGGCCUAGCUCGAUGCAACCCAAACUUACUGAGUUUCAUUCAAUAAUAUCAAAAAAAUUGAUAUGAAAUUUAUACAAAUAAACAGCAACUGACGGGAUUGCUUUGAUCAAGGAUGUUUCCUGAAUUUUGUCAUUCCAGUAAUGGAUGAAACGUUUUUAACACAAAGGAAGUGGUUAUCUCACUCACUUGUUCAUUUCCUUGCUGUGCUGAAAAUGAAUCAACUGAGACUGAACGUUUCUCUAAAACACGAUGCACAACUCACCCCCUGAGCCCCCCAGCAAGACUUGAGAGCCAGACACUUUUUCAAUGAGCCAAGGAGGGAGAAGGGGGGACCUCAGCGUGCCAGCGGGGGAAGAGGGAUUGUCUUCUCUCUCUUUAUGCUGAUCUCCACACAGACAUAUCCAGCCGGUCCCUUGGCCUAUUUUCCCAGCUGCUGUUGCUACCACUCCUGCUUCUGCCUUCCGGAGCUGACCCCUUGCACUGUGGUUGCAUUUCUGUGCAAAGGCCCCCGACUGUACUGUGGAUCAGAAGUGCUUCCCCCCCCCCCCAGCUCUUAGCAUCAAGAUUCUACUUAUUGCUAACCCUGAAGUCCACUGGGCGGGGUGGGGAAUCAACAAUGGGAUAUGAUCUUUUUGGCCCCUGACAGUUCCAGGCCCUGCUCCUAACAGAUCCCUGGGUUUUUUCACCUCCAUGCCUGUAACAUCUUGUUGUUGGAUGAGUCUGCAUGAAGAGAAUCUUGGCUACCUCUGUGUUUCCUUUGACUGUAGCCAGCAGGCUGAGCUCGCCCUUCAGGAAGCUAUCCGGAUCGCUCAGGAGUCCAAUGACCACGUCUGCCUGCAGCAUUGCCUGGUAAGAUGAUGGAAGCUUUCAGCUGGUGUGACAGAACUGUUGCUCACUUCCUUUCCACUACUGGUGCCUUCACAGAUGCUGUUCCUAUUUGCCAUAAACUCUGAGGAUUGGACAGGCUGCAGGUCUGCAAAAAUCUUGGCUGGUUUUACUAAACGGCUUAAAAUUGUGAUCCGUUGUUUCCAUCCAGCCCAUGUUUCAUCUAGUUUAAAAAAGGAAACGAAGAAAACAAUUGAUUUGUUAGGUUUUAAAAGCUGAUUCUUUGCCUCCAGCUGGCUCUGGCCGUAACAAGUAUGGCUGUGUAAAAGCAUUCUUUUGCUUAAUCUGUAUUCCUUAACAAUUUGAACACUGCACUGGGAGCUUAAAUGCUUGUAGGAGUUUAAUCUUUACUGGUAAAUGCCUUGGCUUCUAUAGGUUUUCCUUCCCCUUUAAUGGCACCAAUUUGAGAGAGAAGAUUCCUGCCUCAAUGGCAGAAUAAAAACUUUAAAGCUGUGAAACAUCAGAAGCAGCAUCAACCACUGUCAAAACCUAUGACCAUAACUCUGUGGGUCCCAUUGAUUUGUGGUCCGCUGGCAUCCAUUCUUAAUGUGAGGCUCACUUUUGGCAUGCUUGACUCCUGAAAGGCUGUUUGCAGGCAUCUAUAAAAGAGGAGAAUCUACUGCUGCUCUGUUGUGUCUGUGGACCAGCCUUCCCCUACCUGGUGUCCUCCUAAUGUUUUGGACUACAUCUCCCGUUGGCUCCAGCCAGCACAUGCUGUACUCCUUAGCCUCUAGAGGGUACCAAGUUAUGAAAGACUGAUUUAAACUAUUAUGCAACAUUCAUUCCCCCCUUAACUCUUCACUUUCCAGAGCUGGCUGUACAUCUUGGAGCAGAAAAGGUCGGACAGCUGUGUGCUCUUGGAGCACUCUGUGAAGAAAGCCGUCUAUUUCGGAUUGCCAGUAUGUCUCUCCCACCCUUAUUUAUCCAUUCCUUUGUCAUUAUAACCGUUUUACACAGCCCUUGGAUUAAAUGUGUUAAGGGCUGUUAGCAAUAAGCAAAACUUCAGUUUUUACAAUUGUAAAGGGCAAUCACAGCAGAUUUCCCUUUUUAAAAAAUACGUUAGAUGCUUGGCUGCAGCCCUCCCUGGGAGAAGGUUCUGUAACUGGGGUGGCACACCCAAAAGCACCCUCUUCGCAGUUGCUCCCCCAAACACACCUUGUCCUUGGAGAUGCCAGGGACUAAACCUGGGACUUCCUGCAGGGACUCUGCCGCUGAGCUGCCUCCCUUCUCCAAACUCUGGCCCUGCGAGCUUGGCUCUUGUCGUUUGCUUGGGGCUCUCGUUGACUAAUUGCUUCCCUUUUCAAAUUCUGUGACUUUGUUUAUUUUGUUCCUUUCUCCUAGUAUUUAGCUUCCCUGGGGAUCCAGUCCUUGGUUCAGCAAAGAGCUUUUGCGGGGAAGACUGCCAACAAACUAAUGGGCGCCUUAAAGGACUCUGACCUCUUGCACUGGAAACACAGCUUGUCCGAACUCAUUGACAUCAGCAUUGCUCAGAAGACGGCCAUUUGGAGACUGUACGGUCGCAGGUAGAGCAGACCCUUAUUCAUCUGCCUGCGCCCGCCUGCCGCGUGCCCUGAUUCUGCAGGAAUGUGGAAAGGCUGCUGAAUGUGGUAUUGGCCACAGACUUAGGCUUCCUGGUAAUCUCUGCUGUCAGUUAAAAACAAAAGUUUCUAAAAUGGGUGGGUGCAAAAAUAAAAAUUCUAAAUUCUAAAAUGGUUGCUUGUGGGCAACCAUUCCUUCUAUUUCCAGUGUUCAAGCUGUGAGUGCUGCUGCAUAUGUAACCAUUGUGGCACCACUCAUGCACAGGAAAGACUGACCAGCAGGCUUGGCAGAACCCCAUCAGCUGCAGAAGUACCAAAAAUCUGAAUAUAGUUGGCGGCCCCAGAGGCUUCAACUGCUCCCUGUUGCAUGAUGUCUCCCUCUUGCCAUAGGUUGCACCAGGGCUGCACAGCAGGCCCACACGCUCCAGGGGGGAAACAGCUUCAGGUGGGAGAAGCCAAAAAACAGCUCAAUCCAACUUAUUGUAUUCAGUAUAUGUACAACUUGACUUUGCCAGCAGAAGAUGCAGUGAACCUACAGGGAAGUCCCAAAGAACUGAGCAUGAUCAGUGGCGAUGGAAUGCUGACUAAUUAGGCCUGGGUGGGAGGGAUGGAGUAUCCAAGAGCACUGAGCAGCAGCACCCCAUGCUGCAACAUUCUGUUGCAGAUCUCACUUGUCCCUACUAAACCUCAGCAGUUUGAGGGAAUGCUGGAGAAGAUCUCCAGCUGUCAGAAGCAGGGAUUCAUCGCCCUACAAAGUUUCUCUGUAUCCCCACAACCAGCAGAACUGAAAUAGACUGCAAAAAUAAAAAAAAAAGGGAACAUGCAAAGGAUUUUAUUUUAUUUUUUACUGCAAAGUACAUGAGAUGCUUCUUCACAUAGCCUGCGGUGCUGAGUCUGUGGCUAUCAUCCUUCAGCACUUAAAUCUUCCUCUUGCCCUAGCACUAUGGCCCUCCAACAGGCCCAGAUGUUGCUGAGCAUGAACAGCCUGGAGGCCGUGAACGUGGGUGUGCAGCAGAACAACACCGAAUCGUUUGCUGUGGUGCUGUGCCACCUGGCAGAACUACACGCGGAGCAGGUGGGUGGGGUGUGUGUGACUGCAUGCUCUGGUUCCACACAGUCAUUUGCUCUGUAACUGGCAGUUCUUUUUCUUCCUGGAGGCUGGAGGGAGAGGUCACUCUUCCCCUGAAGCAGCACCUUGGUUCUAAAAGGCUCUGGGACAGCCUGGGAAGACUGUCCUUGGAGAAAUUUGGCUUUUAAACUAGGAGAGCAAGUCUCUGGCCGUCUUCAGCCCUCGACAGACACCCCUUUGCUGCUACAGAGAGCUUUUGCUCCAGCUUUUAGCUCCUGGAAGAGAGAGGACAAGAUGUGCCAAAGCCUCAGAGGCCUAGGAAUUAUCUGUCACCCCUGGGCUUCUCCUGACUGCUCGUUUUUUUCCACCAGCCUUUUGCUGUUCUGUUAAUAUUGUUAUUGCUUUGUUCCGUGGUUUUUAAUACAGUGGAUGCUCGGGUUGCGAACGUGAUCUCUGUGGGAAGCACAUUCGCAACCCGCAGCACCGCGUCUGAGCACACGUGAUCGCGAUUUGGCAUUACUGCGCAUGUGCAAAGCGCAAUUUGGUGCUUCUGCGCAAGCACCAAAACCCAGAAGUAACCCGUUCCAGUACUUCUGGGUUUCGGCGCGGUGCACAACCCAAAGCAUCUGUAACCCAAGGCAUGACUGUAUUAAAAUUUUAGUAAAAGACUUGUUUUGAUUUUAGUUGUGAUGGCCUUGUAAUCCACCCUAGGACCAUUUGGUGAAUGGGGGCUGCUAUAAAUAUAGAUAAUGUAGGGUUGUCAUAUUUCAAAAAGUAAAAACCAGGACACCCUGAAAGUUGUUGAGCCCAAAUGUUGUCGGGACAUAUGGUAGCCCUAAGAUAAUGUCUAAUAAUACAUAUUCGGGUAUCGUCUGAAUCUGCUGUGAGCAUGCUUGCUUGCUUGCCUCCCUUGUCUGUCAGACUUCCAAGCCUUUUCAAUCAUCCUUAGGCUCCACCCCCUCAUCCAGUAGGGUUGCUUUUUCUCCUUGUGGCACUACUAUCUCACCCACCAAUCAAUUCAGCUGUUGCACAGUCCAUGCAGGACACCAGUGGAUGGUGCCCACUUCCAAGAUGUGGCUGGGUUCUCGGUUUCCCAUUCUGGGAAAGAGCAGCUCCCAUCAGACCACCACCUUGGCGUUCACAAAUUGAUGACACUUGCCCACUGUGGAGUCCCCUUGUCAAGUGAACUCUCUGGUUGGAUACUCAUGCAAGUGUCGUAUGUUUGACAGCUUUCCAUGACUGCCCAAGUAUAGCCAUGAUGUGCUUUGGGGGCUCCACCUGAAAAAGUGAGUCUAAUGGAGAAUAGUUCCCAGGUCCCAGAAGGUUCUACAGCUCCUGCUUGCGUAGAACCAUUUUAAAUUUUCCAUUUCUGCAUCUGACAAAGUAGGCCAUCCUGUGAAAAGAAAAAAAACACCAAACCUGCUCUUAAAAUCACUUAUUUGUUGAUAAUCUGCAAGAGGCUGCUGUUGUAAUGGUGUGUUAAUCAGUUAUUUAUUUUCAGGCUGUUUCAUUCUGGGGCACUUUAUAUUAUUUUUCUAUUUCUCUUCUAAACUCCUUUGUGUACCAUGGCAAAAAGGCAGGUUAGGAAAUAAAAAAGAAAUCAAAUAAAUAGUCAAGCACAGAGUCCAGUCAAAGGCAAGUUCUGUUAGGGCUCCUUCAGUGAGAGAGUUCUCACUUCUGUUGAAAUCAAUGUGACUUAAAAGCACUUAGCCUUAGCAGGAUUGUUCCCCAAAUCUUAAUUUUUUUUCUUGGAAUUCCUAUAGACAUCAAGGUUUCUGUUUUGAGAACCAAUUUCUUGAACAUUUACUUCAGUCUUUUCUUUCUGUGUAUGUUUGUGUCAGGGCUAUUUUACAGCAGCCUCUGAAAUACUGAAGCACCUCAAAGAGAGAUUUCCUCCCAACAGUCAGCAUGCACAGGUGAGGCCCAAUGUUUGGACUGUAAGCUCCUUGGGAGCAGAGACUUAUCUUUUUUUAUGACAUAGGGAUGAUGAUGAAGAAGAUGAAGCAGCAGCAGCAAAGCAUCAGCACUCUCAGCUUGCUUUGGGUAGCAUUUCUGAACAGUGCUGUGUCCAGGAUUUGAGGGGCCUUCUUAACCUCUUAAAUUCCCAUGCUUCACCUGGAGGAAGCUCUCUGCAGACUUAAGUGAGAAUAGUUAUGGUUCCCACAUCUCAAAAAGGCUAAUGUACAGCUGGGGAAAGACGAACAGAAAAGGUGAAAAGUAAAACACCACCCAAAAUGUGACCAGGGAUCUGGAGCAGCUCACCUGGUGAAAAAAGGCUAACAUGGUGCCUCCCCAGUGCUGUUGGGCUCCCAUCUCCCUCCAGCCCCUGCCAGCAUGGCCAGCGCUCAAGGAAGGUGGGAGGUGCAAUCCAGCAACAUCUGGAGGAGCCACAGGUUCCUCUGCCCUGGUUUAGAGAUAAGGCGGCAAAUGAUGCCAUUAUGCAUGGUGUGAAGAAAGAAAAGUGAUUCUCCUCCUCCUCUCCUUGGUCCUCCAAGGAAGGUGAUUGGCAUGAGAUUCAGGGCAGGCAAGAGGAAGUCCCUUUCCACGCAGCACAUGGUUAAGCAAAGGACUUGGACGAAAGAGUCUCUUCAGUAAAGGGACAGGGAGGGGACUGCAGGGAUGAGUGAACUGGAAAAGAGAUGCCACCUGAUCCAGGAAUAUCGGAAAGGACUUCCGGAUGCAUGGACGUGACACCGGUAACGCCAGACGACUGCAUCCUGGAGGAUAAGAAUACCUGACCCAGUCUGCUAAAGCAAGCACCCCAUCCUCUGGGUUCUGUCAUGGCCAUCUUGGCUACAGCACCCUUUGAUUUGUGUCAGGCCAAAGAAAGCAGAACCUGAAAUGUUAGUACCUCUGUAAAAUAUAUACCUAUAUGAAGUUGGCGUGUCAUAUAUUUAUGAGGUGUGUGUGUAAGUAAGACUCCUGUCCUGUUUCUUUUUAACCUGAUCCGGAAAUGUUCUUCUCCAGCUGUGGAUGCUGUUUGAGCAGAAGAUCCAGUUUGACAGAGCUAUGAACGAUGGCAAGUACCAUGUUGCUGGCUCCCUGGUGGCUGGGAUUACAGCCCUGAAUAGCACCGAGGGGGUUUACAGGUAAGAGAUCACACACCUGCAGGAACAAGGGCCUCUUCUGAUGUCCCCUUGAAAAGGGAUUAGCAUUAACAUGGGAUUAAAAUGCCUGUGGGAUAAGGCAUUGUAUUCCUCUUUCUUUCUUUCUACUUGUGCUAGCUUUUCCCACUGUUACACUGUAGAAAAUAAAAAUAAAAAAUAUACACAAGACAUUUUGUACAUGCAUUUACCGCAUGAGUUGGGAAAAGACUCAUUGGCCCUCAGCCGUUGAGUGCGUGGACUGCCAGUGCUGGAUGUUUCACUACCCAUCGUACAGCCCUAGGAGCUUGGAAAAACUUGCUUCUUUUAAGAAGAGAGAGAAACAUAACUAGGAUGCUUCCUUAUUCCCUAUAGGCAAGGCCACAAAUCUGUGGCAGACCACCUACUCUGUGUGCAAAAGGUUCCAGGUUCAGUCCCUGGCGUCUCCAGGUGAAGCUGCACAAGACACCUGUGCGAAACCCUGGAGAGCUGCUGCCAGUCAGUGUAUGUAUGACUGAGCUAGAUGAAGCAAGUUCUACUAUUUGUCUACCUAGCCAAGUAUUGUCUUUUCUGGCUGGCAGCAGCUCUUCUGGAGCUCAGGCAGUCUUUCCUCGCUUGCCACCCAAUGCCAGAGAUUGGGCCUGGGCCUUCCUGCCCCUCUGCGUGCCCCUUCCCUCCGCAGCAUCUGAGCAAGCUGCAUUCUGCAUACCAUGCUGCUCUGCGCCCGCAGUGUGAAUGCUCUGGUUAGGGCAGGAUGCCACCCGUGAGCCCAUAAAUAGAGGGAAAGCAAACAAUUUCUAACGCCCCCUUUCUGAAAAGUCUGUUGCCCGAUGCCAAUUGGCUCUUGCCAUGGCGAGGUGACUUUUGCCUUGCUGAGUUCUAUGACCUUUCAGAUGCGUUGGUGGGAGAGGGGUUAUUUGUUUGCUUGUUAUUAUGUUAUGAAUUUUUGCGUUUUUAUACUGUAAACUCAUCCUUUGAUGAACGGCAGUAUAUAAAUUUAAUAAAUAAAAUAAAUAAAAAUAAAAAGCAAUUAAAAUGCAAUUAAAAACCACUAUGAAUAUAUAAUAUGGACACACCAUGGACUACCUGAAUGAAACUUGCAGACCACAGUUUUGGAGCCCCUGCAUUAGGGUUGAAUCAGAAACUAUUGACGCUUCAUUGCAAUCCAUUCUUUGAAUUAAACUAUUAGAAGUCUGUAUUUUAUUUUGAAAAAUUAUAUCCUGCUUUUCAUCAUCUAGGUCUCAAAGCUGCUUACUAUGAUAAAAAGCUGCUUACUGUGAUAAAAAAACAAACAAUAUACAAAAUUUUAAACAUAAAUUAAACCACAGAAAUUUAAAUUCCCAGAUAUUUUUAAAAGAACAUGAGGAAUUUAUUUCUUUAUUGUUUUUAGUGGUUGGUGGCUGUAAGGCCCUAAAAUGUGGGAUACAUGUAAAUAAAAUCUUACGCUUGAUCCAGCCAAAAAUAAGCACUUUGACAUCCCUUUGAUUUUGAGGGAAGAGAUUUUGAGCACUUGAAAUCAUUGCAAAUUGGGCGUGCUUCAGACUCCAUUUUGGGGCUCCUGGGAUUCUGUCUUCCAGAAAAGCCAUCCUGCUUAAAGCGCAGAAUCAAAUGUCUGAGGCGCACAAACUCCUGCAGAAGCUCUUGAUUCACUGCCAGAAAAUUAAGAACACUGAGAUGGUGAUCAGGUAAGCAUUGAGCUGCCCGUUGCUCCCAAGGCGAGUUUCCCUGGGCGUCUUCUAAGAGCCCUGCAGCCGUGGGGUGAGGCUGGGGGUCCUGCUGGGCCUCUUUCGUGGGCCUGGGGGAAGCUCACAGGGCUUUCCGGUAGCAGCUCCCCCCAUGCAGAAUGCUGUCCCCAGGGAGGCCCACCUGGUAUCAGGGCAGCCCUCAUUUCAGCACUAACAAAUAAUGUUUUGCUUUCCUGGCAUCUGGGCAUCACCAGUAUUUUGAUUACAUUAUAAACAUGCUUGUGUAUUUUUAUUUUUAUUGUUGUUGUUUUUACUCUGCUUGUAAAUCACUUCAGACUUUAUAUUAUAUUUUAUUUAUUUAUUUUAAAAAUAAGAAUAAAAUGCUUGUGCAUUUUUAUUUUUUUUUAUUCUGGUUGUAAUUCACUUCAGAUAUCUUGUAGUGUGCUUCCUUUCACACUGCUUCCUCUACUUUAGUCUCUCCGUUUCCUGCAAGAAGGGGUGGGGCUAUAAUACCAGCUUCAAGUGCUGGACAGGGCCGGUGGCUCAGUAGUAAAGCACCUGCUUUGUAGGCAGAAGGUCCUGGAUUCCGUUCCCAGCACCCCUAGGUAGGAAUAGGUAUGUCUCCGCUCUGAAAGUAUAGUGUCUAGACCAGUGCUUCUCAAAUGUGGGUCCCCAGCUGUUGUUGGACUACAACUCCCAUCAUCCCUAGCUGGCUGGACCAGUGGUCAAGGAUGAUGGGAGUUGCAGUCCAACAUGGCUGGGGACCCAGGUUUGUGAAGCACUGGUCUAGAUCAAGGGAACUAAUAGCACCGCUCUAUCUUGCCUUGGUCAGACCCAGCCUGGAGUCCUGUGUCCAGUUCCCAGCUGAGAAGCUGGAAGGUAUGUAAAGGAGGGUGACCAGGAUGGUCAAGGAUCUGGAAUCCAAGCCUUAUGAAGAACAGUUGAGGGAAUUGGGUAUUGGUUGAGCCUGGAGAAGAGGAGAGGUGCUAUCUGAAGGGCUGUAACAUGGAGGAUGGAGCAGGCUUGUUUUCUCCUUCUCCAGAGGGUGGGACCCGAACCAAUGGCUUCAAGCUCCAACUAAACCUCAGGAAGAACUUUUCUGCUGGUAGGAGCUGUUCGACAGUGGAAUGGACUAUCUUGGAAUCUGUAGACUCUCUUUCAAUGGAGGUUUUUAAGCAGAGGUUGGAUGGGCUAUUUGUCGGGAAUUCUUUGACUCCAUUUCCUGCAUUGUAGCAGGUUGGACUCCAGUACGUUUCCAAGCACAAUUCAAAGUGUUGGUGCUGACCUUUCAAGCCCUAAACGGCCUUGGUCCAGUAUAGCUGAAGGAGCGUCUCCACCUCCAUUGUUCUACCCGGACACUGAGGUCCAGCGCCGAGGGCCUUCUGGCAGUUCCCUCACUGCAAGAAGCCAAGUUACAGGGAACCAGGCAGAGGGCCUUCUUGGUGGUGGCACCCGCCCUGUGGAACACCCUUCCACCAGAUGUCAAAGAGAACAACAACUACCAGACUUUUAGACGACAUCUGAAGGCAGCCCUGUUUAGGGAAGCUUUUAACGUUUGAUUCAUUAUUGUAUUUAAUAUUGUGUUGGAAGCAGCCCAGAGUGGCUGGGGAAACCUAGCCAGAUGGGCGGGGUAUAAAUAAUGUUAUUAUUAUUAUUAUUAUGACCCUUUGGGCCCCUUCCAACUCUAAAAUUCUGUGGCUCUAUGAAACCCUGGAGAGCCACUCCUGCCAUACUUGACAAUUGGGACCAGUGGUCUGACUUGAUAGGCAGUAGCUUCCUACAUUCCUAAGAGUUGGGUUUCCCCGCUCCUCUACUUACGCACACUGUUGUAUUUCUUUCCUUGCUCCCCCCUGCAUGACUUAGUGUCCUCCUGUCCAUUGCUGAGCUCUACUGGAGGUCUCUGUGCCACACAAUAGCUCUGCCCGUCCUGCUGCAGGCACUGGCUCUGUCCCAGGAAUUCCGCCUCCAGUACUUGGCCUCUGAAACCAUCCUCAACUUGGCUUUCUCCCAGGUAUAUUUGGCACAGGUGCAAGCAGUACCUGCUUUGUUCUUCCUGCUCCUUUAUGCAGUUCUAUCAGUGUGCCGUAAGGGGACAGCCCCUCGCCCCAAGAGGCUUGCAGUUUAAAAUUUGAUGCACAAAAAGAAAUAGUAAAACUUACAUAUGCAUAUAAGUUUAAUACAUUUAUCAGUGUUUAAUUGUUUUAAAAUGAUUGCUCUAUGUUUUCAGGGGUUCUUAUUUUUAUCUGUAAAUAAAUAUAUAUUUUUAUGUAUAAAAAUCUAUAAUAAUUAUAAUAAAAGGGGGGAUAAUAGGCAUUUAUUUCAUUCUCCUGUACUUGGGCUUAGUGAAUGACCUUGGGAUGUGAGAUCUAAAACAGCCGUUCACCAACAUAAUCUGCAGUUGGGACUCCAAAUCCCAUCAGUCCCGGCCAGCGCAGCCCAGCCAUUGGGGAUGGUGGGAAUUGUAGUCCACUCACACCUGGGAGUGUCACAAGUUCCCGAAACCCCGUUUUAACUUCUACACAAUACCUAAUUCAGCAAAGCGAAAUCUAAACCAGCAGGUGAUGAUCUCUGCCUGACAUUGGGGGCUCCCGCUUCCCUUCCAGCUAAUUCUUGGCAUUCCCGAGCAAGCGCUGAGCAUUUUGCACAUGGCGAUUGAGCCCAUCCUGGCUCACGGGGCAGUGCUGGACAAAGGGGCCGCCAUCUUCCUGGUGGCCAAGUGCCAGGUCGCCUCUGCUGCCUCCUACCCUCCCCAGAAGAAGGCGGAAGGUAAGACCUCUCCGUGCACCUCCUCAUCUCUAUUCCAUAGGCAUGCGAGUGAAACGAUAUAUUGCGGGUGGGAGGACUCAGCCCAGGAGGCACAGGCCUUCAAGGGCAUCCCUUGGGUACACACAUCACCCUCCGUCCUCCGCCCAGGGACACAGUCCAGCCAGGGAAGUGAUAUGGGAAGGGGACAGAGCAGGGCCAAGAAGAGGUGUGGCUGGUGGAGGCUUGGUUCAGGCAGAAUCCUGAAGGCCCAGAUAGGCAGAUGGCUUUAUAAUCUAUUUAAUCAACUGCAUUUUAAUAUAUUUCACUGUUUGAUCUUUGAGGAGGGGGGUGUUUUUUUAACAGUUGGGCAAUAUAUGGAUUUUAUGAAACAAACAAGACAAAUGUUUAAGCAGGAGAAGAAAAACUUUGCUCUUUUUUGACAGCUCUGGAGUCAGCUAUCCUGAACCUCAACGAAGCCAAAACCUAUUUUGCCAAGGUGGAGUGUAAGGAGCAGCUCCGGGAUGUCCUUUAUCUGCAGGCCAGGCUCUUCCACAGCCUUGGCAAGGCCCAGGAGAGGAACCAGUGUGCCAUGCUCUUCCGCCAGCUGCACCAGGAGCUCCCUGCGCGGGGGGUCCCCUUGAUCAACGCCUUCAAAUGAGCCCUUUGAGCAGAGGGCCUCAUUCCAGAACAACAGGGCUCAGCGCCGUUCUGCUUCAGCAGGACUUGGGCAAGAGAACUCUCAAAUAGAUUGCCUCCUAAGCUGUUCCUCUACAGCAGCCUUUCCGAGACUAGUCCUGUCCUCAUGUUUGGGCUGGGGCUGAUGAGGUGGUAGUCCAAAACAUCUGGAGUUUCUCCCCCACCUCCUUCCAUUUAUUAUUAUAUGUCUCUUCUUCUGUGCAAUCCUCAGCGUUUGGAAAUCAGUAUCAAUAAAGUUGUAGGUUUUGGGGGUUUUUUCUUGCUACAAAGAAGGAUGUUUCUGUCUGCCCUGAAAUAUGUUUCGCUUUGGCUGCAAUUCAUGGUUUGCUUGGGGAUUUCCUGCCCCCCCUUCUUCUUGCAGCUGAGACUUGAGCAUUUGGCUUUACAAGUGGCUCCAUUGUAGGGAAAGUAGGCUUCAGGAGCACAAAAGGUUACUUGUGUGGGCAGCUAAUUGGCGACUUACUUGCGAAUUGUGCAAUUUCUUCAUAAAGUGUGGGACUUCUCCCCGCCUCCCCUGUGUUUGGAAACAGAAGUGGUUGGCUCAGAAAGGACUAAGAGCCUGUAUGCCUGGCUUGGAUGCAGUACGAUCACUUUCUUAAAAUACUUCUAGGUUCCACAAAGCAUGCCAUCCUCACCAGCUUCUAAGGAAAAGAACAAAAUUUCUAGCUCUCGUGGACGUCUCAGGAGAUCUGAAACCACAUGAACAAAGGCAACCCCAGCUUCACCACAAUAGUUUAAACAUUAUGUAUCCUAAGUAUACUGACAUUACAGUGUGCUCUAUGUGGGGCUACCUUGGGAUUGAUCUGGGCACUUCUGCUGUUGCAGAACGCCGUGACUUGGUUGCUUGUUGGGGCAUAUUUGCCUUGUUUACAGGGUUUGCAUCACUGUCAGUUUGUUAACGAGCCAAGUUCAAGGUGUUGAUACUGACUUAAAAGUUCCUGUACAGCUUGGGACCAGGUUACCUGAGAGACUGCCUUAUCCCUUAUACACCCAGUAGGUGGCUGCAGUCUGCAGGAGAGUUUCUCUUGCAAGUUCCAAAGAUCUCAGAAGCCCGCUCUGCAGAAACUCUGAGCAGGGCUUUUAGUGCGGCUGCUGCUGUUGUAUGGAAUAGCUUUCCCCUCAAGAUACAACAAACACUCAUUAUCCUCACUUCCUGGAAAGAGUCAAAUGUAUUUUUGUUCCAGCAGCCUUUCCCAGCUGGAUAAAUGGGUCUUCACCAUGGUAUUAAUCUUCUAAAUGCACUUGUUGCUUUUAAGUGUUUAUUAGGAGAAAUUCACAUUAAAUUGUUGAGAAAUUUUCAUGAUUUUUAAAAAAAGAAACUGAUGUGGAAAACUGAAGAUAGGAAAAAUAAAAAACUGAGAGACCUGAAAAUGGCAGAUUUGUCUAUCCCUGGUGACUACAAGAUGCUAAACUGUUGAGUGAGGUGGGGUGGGUGGAAUGGAAUGGAGUAUCCUGGCAGAUGGGGUAACUGGCUUGCUAGAACCCUGAACAGAAGUGUUCCACGUUACCACAUAUUGUUUCAGGUCCUCUGUAUCGGUGCCCUUUCCAUUUCCAUAUAUGCAGUCUUCGUAUCCAGCUCAGAGCCACAGUUCCUGCCAUGACCACAAAACAGCGAGAGGGUUUACCCAAUGGAUCAUGUUGUGUUUGUGUGUGUUCCUGCAAGACGGGUUCAAAUCCUCAGUGGACGGCCUUGGGAAAUCAUCUGUGCCUCAUCUCUCCCACCAGCAAAAUGGGAAUAAAUAAUUUAUAGGAGUGAGAGAUGUAAAAUGCCAUGUGUGCUUAAAUGACCUGAUCAGGGGAGCUGCUGGCUCUCCAUUCCUUUUGCUGGGAGGGAGAGGAGGGACCACACACAGGAUAGACACACCCUGGGUACUCCCAUCUUUUGGACUGGCCUGACAAACUGGGUUUGGCGAGUUCGAAUCAACUCGCGCUGGCCCAAACUACUUUCUUAUUUUGCAGCUGAAUGAAAGGAAAACCACUGAGUCACAGAGCCCUGCCACGAUUCUGUGUCAGAAAAUUGGUUUUGCAUUUCAUGUCUAUUUGACCGUAUAUAUUGGGACAGGGUACCCUUAUGGUUGACUGUGCAUGUUAUAUAGGAACUUCUAUAGCAUACUACACUGUAAAGGCCAUACUAAGCGGCAGAGUGCCUUCCCUGCAAAGCAGCAGGUUCCAGGUUCCGUCCUCUCUGGCACCUCCAGGUGGGGUUGGGAGACUCUUGCCUGAAACCACUGCUGGCGAUGAGCGUAGAUUAUGCUACAUUUGAGCCAAAUGGUCCAAGGGUCUGAAAGCAGCCUCCCAUGCUCCUACUUCCUUUUGAUUGUCUUAGCCUAAUGCAUCCUUCAAAUCGGCUCACUCCAACCAUGUAAGCAUAGCCAGACUGAGUCCCAGCCCCUUUGGGGAUGCUUACGGUUUCGGGAGGGUUGUUGUUGUUGUUUUAGCACUGCCAAUGCAGCUUUAUGAUUAACAUCCUUAUUUGUUGACAUAGUGCUGUGGGUGUUGGCAGGUAACCCAUUAUUUUCAAAGCUAAGAGCGCACCUGUGUUCCAAAGUCCGUUGGAGGCAGACUGGUUUCCAAAUUGCAAGCUUUACCAGACGGCUGAUAUAAAGCAGUCCUGGACGCUGUGUUGUUUUUAUUCGUGCAUUAUUGAAAACUCUUGGAUGGCAAAGUCCUCCAGAUGCGACCUGGGAGCUGGAGAAGAGCCUAGGAGCAGCUUUUAGCACAUGCAAAGGUAAUGCAAAUCUGUCUUGAGCAAUUGUUUCAGCGGAAAUGUAGCUCUGGGGUGUCCGCUUUUAAGUAGGCCACCCCCCUCUUCGUUAGAGUCGGGGUGUCUGGGUAGGAGGAACCUUUAACAUCUUGGCAUAGCCUUGGAAGCAAAGCAGCCCAGUGGAAGGAAAUCAUCAGGAGUUGUGUAGGCUCUCCCAACCUGUAGGUUGCAUAGACAGCAAAUUUCCUAUUUUCAAGGCAGUAGCAGUAUUGGACUACAACUGUAAGCCUACUUACUAGAAAUGAACCCCGAUGAACUCUGCAAGACUUACUUUUAAGUAAGCAUGCAUACGAUUCUUCUACAAGAAAGAAGAUUCCACCUAAACCUUAGGAAGAACUUCCUGACAGUAAGAGCUGUUCGACAGUGGAAUUUGCUGCCAAGGAGUGUGGUGGAGUCUCCUUCUUUGGAGGUCUUUAAGCAGAGGCUUGACAACCAUAUGUCAGGAGUGCUCUGAUGGUGUUUCCUGCUUGGCAGGGGGUUGGACUCGAUGGCCCUUGUGGUCUCUUCCAACUCUAUGAUUCUGUGAUUCUAUGAUUGUAUGCUAGCAAGGGAGAUGUGAAGCAAUGCAAGAAUCACAAAUAAAGCAUCCCUGACAGAUCAAUCAAUCAAUCUCACCAUCUCUAUACAUGGUGAUUUACAAAGAACAGGUUUGACAGGUCCCUGCCCCAUUAAAAAUGAAAGAGAAUAGACAUGGGGUGCAACAUAUGGGAAGAAUAUGCAAUUAUUUCAAAUGUACUUUGGCUUCAUUACAAUGGAUAUUGACACCAGCAAUUGGUUUCAAAUGCUAUUUUUCUCUUGAUACUUCUGAUAUUUUAACUUUGUUUGUUAUUGGUUAAUUAUGAUGGCUUCAUUAUCUGCAAACAGAAAUACUGAAUGCUGGAUACAAAUUUGUAAAUAAAUACUGACCCACCAGUGUUGGGUAAGCACUGAAACAGAAAAGGAGAGUUCUCCUUUCAACUACGGUACUUCCUUUUUUGUGUGAUAUCUGAUCAGUCCUUUUUACACAUUUAAUCCCUGCCCACCCCCCUCUGCAAGGUACCAGUGGUUUAAGAAUGGCUGUGGGCCUUUGAAGGAAAUGCAGCUGAAACUCCAAGUGCUAAAACUGUGCCUGCUUGGAAGCUGUUGAACAAAACAACUUUCCCGGUCACACACAAAAACCCAGCCAGUUGCUGCUGUCCAGUGCUGCAUAUCUUUGGAUAUUUGUGAUGGCAGGUGAGAAAAAAACAAAGCCUCCUUCUCCCCAAAAAGUGCUUUGGGUGUGUUUAGGCAGCAGGCACAUGGUUAAUGGAGACGCUACAACAUUGCUCUGCCUGGCAUGUUGCCCUUACUAAGCCUCUGAGCAAGUUGGUGUCCUGUUUUUUUUUUGACUGCCAGUUUGAAAAUGGAGUUUACCUUCAACAGUGAUUUUUUUUUUUUUUUACAAUUUAGAGUGAUGUAUGGAACGUGAUAUGCAACACCCAUUUUCUCCCCUGUCCAGCUUGUAUCCAUGAUAGACAUGCCUCUUGCCUUGCCAUUUACUUAUUAUUUACUUAUUGCCAAGAGUAAACCCCAGCACUGAAUUGUUUUAACAGUGGGUGUGGUGUAGAUUUACCUGAGAACUGCAGCAGCAGAGUAUGAAAGAGACUGAGGGGGAGAAAUUGGAGAGAAUUGGUCAGCUUGUCCGUUGCCUGUUCUUUUGGUGUUGUUGCCUCCGGAAAUUUAAUGUACUGGUAGGUUUUAUGCAUUCUGGUCUGCAGGAUUUCAGACGGGACAUUCCCGGCCCUGCUGGGUGUUGGCAGGGAUUGAACCUGGCCUGGUACCUUCUGCAUGCAAAGCAGAUGCUGUAAGGUUGAGCUACGGCCCUCCAUCUUUCUGCUAAGGCUUUCCCAAAAAAUAUUUACAGUACAAUAAUCCUGGUUCCAAGCUCAGUCUUCUUGGAAUUUUCAGAAGGGAAAGCUGUCAGCCCUGGUAAGCCAGGCCUUUGCUUUUUCAGAGAACGUUUGGAGUUGCUCCUGGAAGAAGCAUGCAGGCUGUUGUAUUUUCAUAAAAACAACUGCUUUGUAGACCUUUUUGGAGAGGAGGUUCUGUGUUAGUCUUUUGCAUCAGGAACAACAGAGAGCUUUGUGGCACUUUAACCAAUUUAUUAUGGUAUGAGAUUAAAAUGGGCAUAUUUUACGAUUAUCCUCUGCAUAUAUGUUCCUAUUACUUGGAGCAAAAAAAUAAGUGAACAGGCAGACAGCAGGGAAGGACCCCUGAACUAAUAUUCUUAUAUGCACAUUUAUUAUUAAAAAUGUCAUUAAUUCUCAACUUAAUCUCUCCCUUGCUUUUAUAAACUUCAAACAAAAAAAUGAUGUGCACUACUGCCAUAGUCACAUAGAAGAGUGACUAGUGGGGUGCCACAGGGUUCUGUCUUGGGCCCGGUCUUAUUCAACAUCUUUAUCAACGACUUGGAUGAUGGACUCAAGGGCAUCCUGAUCAAAUUUGCAGAUGACACCAAACUGGGAGGGGUGGCUAACACCCCAGAGGACAGGAUCACACUUCAAAACGACCUUGACAGAUUAGAGAACUGGGCCAAAACAAACAAGAUGAAUUUUAACAGGGAGAAAUGUAAAGUAUUGCACUUGGGCAAAAAAAUGAGAGGCACAAAUACAAGAUGGGUGACACCUGGCUUGAGAGCAGUACAUGUGAAAAGGAUCUAGGAGUCUUGGUUGACCACAAACUUGACAUGAGCCAACAGUGUGACGCGGCAGCUAAAAAGCCAAUGCAAUUCUGGGCUGCAUCAAUAGGAGUAUAGCAUCUAGAUCAAGGGAAGUCAUAGUGCCACUGUAUUCUGCUCUGGUCAGACCUCACCUGGAGUACUGUGUCCAGUUCUGGGCACCACAGUUCAAGAAGGACACUGACAAACUGGAACGUGUCCAGAGGAGGGCAACCAAAAUGGUCAAAGGCCUGGAAACGAUGCCUUAUGAGGAAUGGCUAAGGGAGCUGGGCAUGUUUAGCCUGGAGAAGAGGAGGUUAAGGGGUGAUAUGAUAGCCAUGUUCCAAUAUAUAAAAGGAUGUCACAUAGAGGAGGGAGAAAGGUUGUUUUCUGCUGCUCCAGAGAAGCGGACACGGAGCAAUGGAUCCAAACUACAAGAAAGAAGAUUCCACCUAAACAUUAGGAAGAACUUCCUGACAGUAAGAGCUGUUCGACAGUGGAAUUUGCUGCCAAGGAGUGUGGUGGAGUCUCCUUCUUUGGAGGUCUUUAAGCAGAGGCUUGACAACCAUAUGUCAGGAGUGCUCUGAUGGUGUUUCCUGCUUGGCAGGGGGUUGGACUCGAUGGCCCUUGUGGUCUCUUCCAACUCUAUGAUUCUAUGAUUCUAUUUUCAUGAUGGUUUACUAAUCUCUGGCGUAUUCUCUGAGCUGGAAGUUUUCUGUCCACCUCCCUACCCCAGUGACCUACCUCACAGGGUUAUUUCUAGGGAGCUAGUAUUGUAAAUGCACAUUUAUUAUAUCUAGUUGUGGUUUGCAUCCAGAGACAAUGGAAGGAUGCGCCAUGGGGGGGUGAAAUUAAACUGCUGGAGAGCUGCCGCGCUUGCUGUGGCCGUAGAGACCCACGCGCGAGAGAGAGACAUGUUGCGUUGCAGCCGGGGCAGGCGGAGGCGUCGGGUUUGGCUGGUGCGGACGAUGCCCUCCCAUGGCGUUUCUCCUCUCCGCGCUCCUCCUUGCUGUGAUGAUUAAUGCAACCCCCAUCACAGCCUCUGGCUCGCUUUUGCAGUCGUGGGUUGAGGAUCGCCAGGCAGCGAGCUCCAUGUUCUCUGAUCUGUAUCUGCUGCCUCUCCGGCUCCCCCGCCCCCCCCCCCGCCCUGCGGCUGGACAGCAGAAGGAGAAGCGCAAAGAGGGGAGGGGGGAGGGAGGGAGGGAGGGAGAGAGCCCUUUGCAGGAGGGAGGCGCCCCAUCCCGCCCUCCCCCCUCCACAUCUGGGCCACUCACGGCCUCCCUGGGCGGCGCGCCUCCUCCAAUGGGCGGCGCUGCUGCCAGGCCACUCUCACUUUCGGCACAGGAAAAGCUCCCGGCGCAGCCAAUGGGCGCGCAGCUGCUGCUGCUGCUGCUGCUGCUGCUGCUGCUGGCAUCUGGGGCGCCGCGCGGGCGGGGGGGCGGGCAGGAGGGCGCGCAGCUCCCGGGAUCGCGGCUGCAGCAGCAGUAGCAGAAGAGCGGGAGGAGCCGCCGCCGCCGCCGCCAGGUAAGGGAUCGGGGCCGGGCGCGCCGCUGCGCUGCCGCCUCCUCUCCAAGGGCGACGCGUUUCCCGCCUGCCUCCCCCCCCGAAAAAGGAGUCUGGCUUCCGCGGUUGGGGGAUGCUCCGAGGGCGGCGGCGGCGAAGGGAGGCAGGGUCGGGUCUUCAAAGAGAGCCCGGCGGCGGGAUUUCAAUUUGGCGAGGGCCCUUUUAGCCCCCGCCAGCUGCGCAUCCCUCCCGCCCGGAGGACGGCAGCGCCGCGGAAACUCCCGCCGCGGAAAGGCAGCGGGCGCCUCUGGAUGCAGCUGCCUCGGCCGCCUCCGGGCAUCUGGUCUCGGGAGGGGAUGAGAUUCCGCCCCAGAAACCCGGGACACCCCAGGUAGCCCGUUCGCCCUCCCCUGGGGAAAAAAAACUGACGGGGUGGGGGGUGAUGGAACCCCAGGCGUUUUAGACUGCCCAUCAUGUUUUGGUUUUUUCCUUAUUUUCUGUGCACCGCAAGUUUUUGCCAGGAGGCUGCCUUCCGCCCACGGUCCCUCCCCAAGACUGGGAGAUCCAGGGCUUGAGUGGAAAUGUCGAAGUGAGGAUUCCGUGUUGGAUUAAGCGGGUGGAGAGGAGGUCAAGUUGCGUGGAGGGACAGAGGCUGGCUUCCCCCGAAUUAUGAGUUUGAGGUUUCCAGGUUGUGCUGGGAUUUUGACAGCGGAGGCUCUAAUGGGGGGGGGGGGGAUUGCAGUCUGGUGUGCUGGAUUUCUCACUGACCUGCUUAGCUGUGCAAGAGGAUAGAAAUCUAAGAGAAGAGACCCGUUAGGACCUCCUUGCAUCUGGUCCUUCCUUCUUCCUCUUUGCUGUAGGAACGCAAAGCACAGACCAAGGCGGUGCUUGUGGUUGGGACUGAUGUCUCAAUGAGUGCUAGUUUAAAAAACCGUCGGGUUUUAGCUCAGACACAGGCAGCUUUAAAGUUUUAUUUCUCACCAUGCGAUGAAAUACCUCAUGGGCUGAUUUUCCUAGAUCAAGUGUCAAGGCCUGACUCUGCCCCUGCUCCCAAGCGCACACCCAUCACUUGGCAACCCAAGUGGAGUUACUCCGUGAAGGCAGCGCAGAGGGUGUGUUCACACCUGACCCUGAAGUUCACUGCUUUUGUGUGGAUGUGCAGUUGCCGUGGAUGUGGGCUGGAGUGUAAAAUAGGCUUUUUAAAAAGCUGAAUGCCUUUUCUCUUGCUGAAACUGAUCUUGAAUUCACAUGGAAAAUGUAACUGCCAGUUUUAAAUAUUGUCCCAGUGUGUUUUGGAGGAGGAAGGGGCAUCCCUUUCCAUCUGGUUCACUUAGCUCAGGGUGAAAAUGGUUUGGCAAGGCUUGGCAGACAAGGAUUUCUUAGCCCUGACGUUCAUGACACACUUUCACCGUGGAACUGAAACUUAUUGUGGCCGCUCCUUCACAGAAAUAUUCCCAGUGUGACAGUUAUGUGGUGAAACCAUAUCAGUUUUUGGAGAGCGUGUGGCAGAGGCCACAAUGGUUGGUUAACAUUCCCACUGGCUGUUUGCUCCUCCCUGCCACUUUGGGGAGAUUUGGAUGCAGGCAGAAAUGAGUGAUCCUGCAUUUGAGCUUUGAGGCAGUCCUAUCCUGUGGGAGGAGGAUUGUACCAUCUUUUUGAAACAAUAAGAGCUGCAAAAGGUAUUAAUUAAUGUGAUGGACCUUCCUUUCUUUUUCUCAUCUUUUUGUGGUUCCUCACUGAAUAAAUAGAAUGCCACUGCAACAAUGAGGCCUACAAACAUGAUUCCUUGGUGUGCCUGUUUGUCUUUUGAGGAAUUCUAAGCAAAGCUACAUCACCACUUGUAGACUUACCUGCAUGACCUGUUCAGGCUCUAUUAGCAUUGGAACAAGAGUGGUGGCACAAGGCCAUGGAGUCAACAUUGCUAAGAUACUAGUUUACUGCAGCUUUUCCAACAAAGAUAUGUGAAAGUGGGCAGCUUUGCAUUGCUUGGGAUACGUUUUGAUAUUCUGUGCCAAUUUUUGCCAGCCUGGUGCCCGCCAGGCUGAUAGGAGCUGCAUUGCAAAACAUCUGGAGGGCACCAGACUGGCAAAGGCUGUUCUAUGCUUUGCCUUGAUGCAUAAGAUCAGAAUCAUUUAAUUAAUUAAGUUAAUUAUGAUUUUUGAGAGUGAGGUCUCCCCUUAUUAACAGUCUUUCUUCUGCUGCGAGUCAGCUUGAUGAGGACUCUGAAUUUUACUAUUCUGAGAAAGGGGGGCAAUAAUGUUUCCUCUCUCCCUCCACACUUUUAUAAACCUUUACCAUUAACCUUAUUCUCUCUCGUCCCCAUGCACCUACCAAUGAGUUUUAGACCUCUUUUAUGAGUGAAGACUCGCUUUUGUUUAUCUUAUGGUGGCCUUGAAAAGUGUUGUUUCUUUUUUUGUAUACCAACCAGCAAGCAAAAUGUAUUUAUUAUAAUUAUGUUUCAAUAGAUAGAUCCAGCUAUCUUGAUUCUAAAGAAUUUAACUGCUGUGUGUUGAACAAAAUGGCUGGUUUUGAAUCCUUCAGAACAAAACUGGAAUCCAGUGACUAUAACGACCUUGUGUGUUUGGAGCAAGUGAAGUGUGAUAAACUGAAGAGAAAACAAAGGCUCAAUUUGUCCCCUUUUAAAAUCAUAAUAAUGAUAAUAAUAAAUUCCUUCAAGUAGAACUUUUUGUGCUUUCCAUCUCUCUGGUUCUUUCUGCUGCUCUCCCCUUGUUUCUCUUCUGGUUUAUCUCUCAGUUUUACUUCUUUGCAAGCUACAAAGCUUUAUCUCUGCAGAUUCUCCACAUUCCCAUGAGCUGACUUGUAGUCUGACCGUUCCUGAAAAUCCACGUGGCUCGUGGGAUAUUGUCAAGGCACCGUUGUUGGUAUGUGUGGGCUGGUGCUUUUCCCCACCUUAUUCUUUUAUUUUUCUUAUGAUCCUUUUGGUUUAAUUGUUGCAAGAUCAUCUUCACACAAGGGGCUCUCAGAGUUUAUACAGUCAGCCAAUUCAAGUGGCAAAUCCUGAGAUUCAAGUUCCAUAUGUGUGCCUGUGGGUAGGAAUUGUAUGGUUGAAUGUUCUCCAUGGAAACAAAUACACACACACACACUGUCCUUAAUGCACAUAGAAACCAAAUAUGUCAAGCAGAAGGGCUCAGCCCAGCCUGUAUGAAGGUGCUAAAGCUCAGUGGUAGGACAUCUGCUUUGCAUGCAGAAGGCCCCAGUUUCAAUCUCCAGGAAGAGCUGCUCACCGUCAAUGUAGACAAUACCAAGCCAGAUGGAGAAAUGAUUUAGUGCAGUAAAAGCCAGCUCUCUAUGUUCCAGUUUAAUUCAGCCCUUUUAUUCAGAACAAUGAAGACUAUAAUCUUCUUUUUUUAAGGGAAUGGUCAGCAGUUCAGUGGUAGAGCAUAUGCUUUGCUUGUAGAAGAUCUCUGAUUCAGUCCCCAGCAUCUCCAGGUAGGGCUGGGAGAGAAACCUCUUUGAAACCCUGGAGAGUCACCUCUGGAUACUUCCAGCUGUAUUGAGCUAGAUCAGAGGUGGCCAACUCCCAAGAGACUGUGAUCUACUCACAGAGUUAAAAACUGGCAGUGAUCUACCCCUUUUGGGGGUUCAGGUCAAAGUUGUUGAGCUUUUUAGGAAGAAGGAAGCCCCAUUUUUUGGGGUGCAGGGCAAAAGUGUUGAGCUUUUUGAGUUUCUUUGGGGGAGCCAAUGAUCUGCCACAGAUGUCCAGUGAUCUGCCUGUUAGACGUGCCUGAGCUAGAUGGACAAGCUGUUUGGCUUGGUAUAAUUUGGCUUCCAGUGCCAAUCUUAUUUGUCGGGGGAUUUGGGUAGGUGUGUUUUUAAUGGCACAUUAAUAUGGCACACUCCGCUGUGAAUGGAGGUUCUGUUCAGCUAUCAUACCAAAUAGACAAUGGUAUCCUUCUCCUCCUCAACCCACAUAUUUGUUUGAUCCAGGAGUAGCCAAAGCUGCACUCUUCAUAUGUUGCUGGGCUGCAGCUCCCAUCAGCCCCAGCCAGCCCUGUCAAAGGUCAGGCAUCAUGGGAGCUGGAGUCCAACAACAUACGGAGGGACACACCUUCCCCAACCCUCGUCUUAGUAUCUUGGGGCAGCACAUUGCUUAGACUAAUUCUGCAUUGUGCAAUUGAUUCCUUUCCUCUGCCUCAGUGCUCAUCUUCAUUAGAGAACCCUGAUUUCAAGGAUUUUGGGAGAAGGGAGAAAAGCUUCUUCCUAUCUGCUCUGAGUACUGGUUCUGGGGAGAAAAGAGGGGCACUAGAGAGGUUGGGGUGACAUUGUGGGGGAAGAGGAUGCUGGGUAGGGUAGAUCUUUGCUCUGAUCCAACUGACUUCAUUUUUUAAUUGCAUGCAUGUACGAACAAGGCGGUUAACAAAGGGUGUUUACGGUACUUCCUCCCUUUACACCUAGGAAGGAAGAAUGGCAAAUCAAAUUGUGUGAAUAUUUGGAAUUAGCAAAAAUGACAGAAGUAAUUAGAACUCAACAAAAACCAAAGGUUAAAAAAAGAGUGGGAUGUUCUAAAGAGUAUCUGGAAAACCAUUUUUCAGAAGUGUAGGGGGACCUGUCCCCUAAUAAACACCCAAUCAAUCUCCCCACUCGGAAAUUGAAAUCUUUGAACUAGGAUGCUCUUAAAUCCUCGUAGAUUGGGCAAGCGUAAGUGGUGGGGUAAAUCGUCAGGCACAUGACAGCUAUGCGGGCAUCCUCUCUCUUCAGAGGGGAUCCAGUGACGGCAUCCUUCAAUUACGGCAGAAAACAUGGACUGGAACUUCAGAGCUGUAAAGGCUUGUCUCCAUUCCACACUUAUCAUGCUGGUUACGUAGUGAGAGCGAGGGGUCUGAAGUUUGGCAGAAGUGGUCAGCACAAAAGUUGCAUUUUAAAAUAUGAGAUUUCAGGUGGUAAGAAGCUAUCUCAAAAUCUGAAAAGCUCAGAAUGCUGAAAAAGAGGCCAUACAUGUCAAUAACUUGUAUUUCCUGAUUCCAAGACGGAAUUGCAUUUUAGUUCAAGCUCAACAUCUUGUUGAAAGCAGAAAAUACUAAAUUGGGCCCUACCCCCUUUUAAAUUUUAGCCAAUACCUAGGGGCAAGGAUAUGCACCCCUGCCUUCACUGAGCAAAGACCAGCUUCCAAACAGAGAAUGGAAGACUCUGUUGCCUUAGGGAACUGGGGUAUUUGUCUGGAUUUGGCACUGUUUUCACAUUCCACCUGUGUCUCUGCAUAGCUGUCAAGCUCAUUCAAACUGGCCUCUUUUGUGCAUUUGUUUUUUCCCUUUAAUCUGGGGAAUUUAUUUUUAACACACGCCCCUUGCUACUGUUUGCAUUGUUUCCUGAGGCCUGUGCUUUUUCAGUGUUAGCCUGGCAGUUCAGCCCUGUGCAGCCUUUAAAAAUAAAUAAAUAAAACUUCCAUAGCUUUUGAGCAACUGCCUGUAUAUAAUGGGUUUGCAGAGGUUAAUGGGAACAGAAAGAGUUCUAACAGAUGCUGCUUUAACCUCAUUAAAAACAGAUAAAAGUUGCUGGCUCGUGUAGGAUUAGGCCGUCCCAGUGAGUCAAGCAAGGUUUCCAAAAAGUGACGUUUUCCCUUGGGGUUUCUAGGUUGCGUGUGAGGAGCAGAAAACAGAGUAAAGAAAGGAAACUUAAAAGCAAAAGUUGACUUAGUGUGGUGUCCCCUCCAUGAAGCCAUGUUGCUUGCUAGGAAUUUCAUACGCCAAGUUUGAUUAGAAAAUGUGAGGCCUUAGACUGGUCAAGCCUUAGUUUUCUUGUUGGUUGACAUAAGGAGACAAAGACGUAAAAAUAUUCUACUUUAGAUUUGGUCAAGGGACCAGGUGUGGACCUGCACAUCAGUGUAUGGCAUCCGCCAUAUUUGUUUCCCACAAUGCCCUGGAGUAAUGCCUCCACAGGCCUCCACACCUGGAGCCAUCCUUGACCAGUUGUUUCCCAACUUUGUAGCACCAGGAAUUGUGGUUUCCUGUCUGCCACAGAAGAACUACUGUGUGUUGUAGGAGAUUCCAGAAUGUAUGCCAGGGCGCUCACGGUUUAGGUGUAGGUGUGACCUGCCUGUCCUGAUGGACAUAAGAAGAGCUCUCCUGUUCCAUCCACUCUAGCCCUGUAUCCUGUUCUCACAGCGGCUAAACAGAAGUCUCUGGGAAACCCAUGUGCAAGGGCAUAAGCACAACAUCACUCUCCCCACGUACAAUUCCCAGCGACUGGCAUACUGGCUCCGGCAGGGCAGGUAGAAUCCAGCUAGCACUUUGACUAAACCUCUUGUAGAGCCAUCCAAGUUGGUGGCCAUGGCUCGGUCUUGUGGCAAGGAGUUCUGUAGCUUAACUAUGCACUGAGGGAUGUCUUGAAUCUUCCCAAUGUUCAGUUCCUUAGGAUGAUGGCAGAGUCCAUUAAUGGUGAGAGAAGAAGGAAAGCCUCUCUGUCUACUUUUGCCCUGCAACUUUUGUAUACAUCUCCUGUGUCCCCCCCUUUGCAUGCCUUUCUCCUAAGCUACAAAGCCCAGUAUGUAAACUUGGAGCAUGUUUAAUGCUGUGCACUAAGGCCCGGGGGCCGGAUCCGGCCCAAUCACCUUCUCAAUCCGGCCCGUGGACGGUCCGAGAAUCAGCGUGUUUUUACACGAGUAGAAUGUGUGCUUUUAUUUAAAAUGCAUCUCAGGGUUAUUUGUGGGGCAUAGGAAUUUGUUCAUUUCCCCCAAAAAAAUAUAGUCCGGCCCACCACAUGGUCUGAGGGACAGUGGACCAGCCCGCGGCUAAAAAAGGUUGCUGACCCCUGACUUAGAGCCACUUCAAGAACCACACUGUAUUCUCCAGUGUUGCUGCACUGGUGGGGGAAUAUCAAAUAGUGGUGGGCAAAUAUAAGACCACAGCUGCUGCUGCUGCUGCUGCCGGUGGUGUCAGGAAUAUUCCAAGUUCCACCCUGAGCAGCUAGCUUUCAUGGGCAAAAGCAAGUCGCCCAUCCGUUUACUUUCAGAGAGAUUCCCAGAGCAUCAUAGAGAGUUGAAAGGAACUCUGAGUGUCAUCUAGACCAACUCCCUGCAAUGCAGGAAUCUCAACUAGAUCACUUGAAGCACUUUGUGAUCCCCGUCAGCACUAUAUAAAUGCUAAGUAUUUAAACCUUUUAAUACUAUUUUCAAAGGUCUUUCUGUGUCUGCCCUUGAAGUUGCCUUUUUCCUUUUCUACCACUUCCCCUUCUAGUGGUACAGUAAUCUGACCUCUACCCACUUCCAGUGUUCCAUCCUGCCCAUUGCCUCCCCCCCUUUUGGUGCCAUUUUUGGUGCAGGCUUCUGUGUAGCUGGGGGUGUGCGGCAUUGUGGGCACUGUUCCCAGUUAAUGGGGUAACUAUUUUUAUGCACUGGCUGGCAGAGCUCCCAAAACACAGACCCUGAAGUAAAUGGGAGACCAACAGGGUGGGGGUGGGGAUAUGCUAUGCCUUUGCUUUUGUGUGUGUGCAUGUGUGCAUUAAGUGCAGUUACCAGAUUCUGCUCUUAAGUGCAGUUGUGAUUGGUGCAUAAGAAAGCUUUUGUUCAGCAUGAAAACAGCUUCAGCAGUAGCGAUACACCAGGAGCAAAAUCUAUGCUGCAGAUUUUUCAGUGCAGUGUAUGGUGGCUUGUGUGCUAGCAAUGGAUGUAUCCGCACUAGUAGUUUACUCUAAAAUUACAGUUCUCUCUCCCUCCCCCCUCUCUCUCUCACACACACACUUUCUGUAUGCUCACUUGGCCUCCAGCAUGGCCACGAGGAAGAAAUUGGAAGUUCCCACUUCUUUGUUGACCAUUGUGCAGUGUUGCGUCUGAACCCUAAACUCUGGUUGGUCUUAACUCUAGCUAGUGAAAGCAAGCCAGCUUUAUAAACUAUGGUUGAAAUUUUCUUGUUGCACUACUCAUACUUAAGAGUAACCACAGUUUGUCCUAGUUCAGAUGUCACCACAGGGCAGGCUGUGGUUAGCCUAAAGCAGAAGCUAAUGCUUCAGAAUUCCUUCUCAUGGCAGUGCCAGAGGAGAGGAGGAAUAACUCAACCAUGGUUUACAGUUAUGUGCAAACAAGGUGUCUGUCCAACCUGCAGAGCCAGUUCACAUACACUGCAUGUCAAGUGCUUUGAACACUCACAAAAAGUGGUGUAAGUGCUGAGUAUUAUUACAUCGGCAUGCAUGAGAAUUAAAAUAUAGAAUACAAUAAAUCAACCAGAUAACAGAAACAAAAUCAAGGAUCAAAAUUAAAUAUUCAUCUCAAAAAUUAUCAAAAUUAAAUGCUUCCCCAACUAACCAAUCAAAAUGAACCAAUUAGCCAAAAUGAACCAACCCCCAAUUUUACACCUAUUGUUGUUCUCAAGUAUAUUUUUCCCGCCCCAAAUGCCCAACAGAACCCUUUUUAAUAUUUUAAGAUGCCCAAACUGGGGUUUCUUCCUGGUUUCUAAUCCAAGCAUAAAACUCUGUUUUCUUUCCUGGUGUCAGAAGCAGCAAAGCCGUGUCCAUGAGCCUGUGGCUCAGGCAUCUAACUUCAAACCAUUUGGCACAAUAUGCAUUUCAAUAAAUCUUCUGUCUAUUAAAUGGACACUGAUGGAAGGCAUGACUUGUUUGCCUUUAAAUCUUGGGCUUUGUUUGUUUCUGAAGUGCAUUGUUGGCCCUGCUGGCUGCCUCCACUUUAUACCUCUGUGUGCCAGCGAUUCCAAGAAAUUUUUGCAGCAAAAUGUUUCCUUUCGUCUUUCUUCACGAUGCCUGUUUAAUCAGAUGGUUCCCUUUAGCUCUCAGAGGCCCUGGUUGCUGAACCACAUUUGCCAAAUGAAUUGAAGAUUUGAUACAAGGAUCGCUCUAAAUCAGAAUCCCAGUACUGAGCGUCUCUAGAUGAAGCAGGCAAGGAGAUAAUUUAAUACUCGUAGCAUGUUACUGGUGUCAUUUCCUUGACCUGCAAAACACAGGUGAUAGAAUCUUGUCUAGCCAAGUGGGAAAACGUAUAUUUUGUACAGUUAUACUUGUGUCUUGCUAACUGAUUUACUCAUUUGUUCUCUUAGGGGUGUAAAAAUUGUUGGUACAGCAUCACAUGUGCUAGAUAACUAGAUUUUGAUACAGGUGUAGUGCAAGGUUCCCUCCUUACUAAAAACGAGGCGUUCCCGGGAACAAUGUGCAUCACCCUCGUCCAGGCAUGUCAAAAGUCCGUUUCGGGGCCUAAUCUGGUCCCUGUGGCAGUUUAUUUUUUAAAAAAAGGUCAAUAACUUUGGUUGGCCCUUUGGUCGGCCCCCAAAGCCCUUCACUUCAUCAAAUCUGGCCCUCUUUGAAAAAAAGUUUUGACACCACUUAGUCUCUCGCUCUAGACUUCUUUUUAUGGGCAGGUUCAAGGUGGAUGUUCCUUCCUCAGGCUGCCCAAAGCGGUUUCCCUUUCAGCUGCCCUCUCCACACCCAGUACAGCAGGUUUGCUGAGUUUUCCAGGGGUCUUUAGAGGAAACCACAGAAUAGCCCACCCCUACAGUAGGCUGCUCGUUGUCUCUCAAGAUAAAUCUCCAGAAAAGUCCAGUGGCUCAGGCUAAAACAUGGGGGCUGACUUAUAAAAGAGCAGAGGGCUGUCUGUCCUGCCUAUUGUAAUUCAGAAACAGUGUGCCUCAGAGAUCACAUUAGUGCAGACAGCACCUAGACUCCAUUCCAUAUUCACUGCGCUGAGUUGCCCAGCCUCCAGGGCUGACUUGAAGUCUCCAGCCUUUCCUGACCCCCUCCAAGUAGCUGGAGGACGGCUUGAAUCUCCAGGUGGGCAAAAGUGCAUUUUUUAAAAAUUAAGAAGGCUAUGUGUUCAGCUUAGAAGUGUCAGCCUGGCAGGAUCCAACUGCAAUUGCAUACUCUUUUUCCCCCAAGGGGGGAAUCUAUCUGUCCUCUGUUUCCGCCUCCCUCUCCCAAUUAACCCCUGUCUCCAGGGCUCAGUGGUGGGGGAAAGCGCAGAGGAAAUAUCAGCGCCCCUAGGUCUCAGGUUUGGGCUCUGAGAUUUCAGGGUCUGGGAUUCUCCUGACCUGGCGACCCUAUCGAUCAUGCUUUGUACUUUCUUUGUGUGCUGGAGGGUGUAAUCCUGCAGUCCCUUUAGGCUGCUGUUAUCUCUCUCUGGUGCUUGGAUGGUGUAUUUUUGGUCUCUUAGGAAGCGGCAGUCAGAGAACUGGGUUUGCUGUUGGUGUGUGUGAAUGUAUUCCUGCUACGAAUUACAUUGCCUUUUCCCACUUUAAUUUUAACAUGUCAAAUGAAACAAGAGGGUGGGCAGUAUGGAGGGUGAUGGCAACCAGCCAUUUUUACUUUAGGGGAAAAUGGUUGCAUUUCAUGCAUUUUAUUUGGUGCCUGAAAAAAGCAAUUGUGCAAUUACAAAGACUUUUGCCUCUACCACCCACCCGCUUUUAAUAUAUAUCCAUAUAACUGACAUGGAGCUUCUGCUAUACUGAUUUAGAGUUGCUGGGCCAGAGGGCACUGCUUUAACAGGAAUUUUAAUUUUAGAUAAGUGUCUCUCUAAUUUUAAUGACUGCCUUUCCAAAGUGUUAAGUAUGACAAGAAGGGGGGGGAGUGUGGGCAGGGGAGGAAACAAUUGCAUGUGAUCUGCCUUCCCUAUUUUUGCUGAUGAUCUUUUGACAACCUGGGAAUUCAGAAAAUAAUAGUUAUUAUAGCAUGUCUUCGCUGUAAAGGGACCCUCAAGGUGAACUUUAGGGGGAAAUGGUUUUAUGAAGUGCAUGGUGACUAAGGCUGCAUAUAUGCACAUAUAUGGAGCAUACAUCUUAGUAAAUAUGAUUGCACCGUAAAUUGCACUAUAAUUGCACCGUCAAAAGCUAUCAGCCAUGAUAGUUAAGAAUGUAGCCUUCAGUCUUAGAAGCAGUCUACCUGUGAUAGGGUUGCCAUAUUUUUAAGCACCCCAACAAAAUUGUUAAGCUUUUUUGGGGGGAAAACCUGACCCAUAAACAGCUUUUUGAGCUGUUUCCUCUGCUUUUUUCAUCAUGUUGCCUUACAUCCGGGUUUUUCCUGACAUUUUGCCAUUUUUACACCCGGAGAAUGACAUGUCAGGAAUUUUCCUGACAUAUGGCAAGCCUAACCUCUGAGUAACAGUCACUGGAGGCAUGCCGGGGCUGGCCACCUCUAGGCAAGGCAUUGGAGCUGAUUUGGACAACGGCAGCAGCUUAUAGAGUCAUAGAAUUUUUUAGUUGGAAGGGGUCCUGAAGAUCAUCUAGUCUAAACCAAUGCAGGAAUCUCAGCUAAAGCAUCCGUGGCAAAUGGCCACCCAAUCUCUGCUUAAAAACCUGUAAAGGAAGGAGAGACCUCCGCCUUCUGACAGAGUCCCUUCCACUGUCAAACCGCUCUUUCUGACAGCAAGAGUUCUUCCUGAAGUUUAGUUAGAAUCUCCUUUCUAGUAACUUGAAGCCAUGGGUUCGAGUCCUACCCUCCAGAGCAGGAGAAAACAAGCUUGCUCUGUCUUCCACGUGACAGACCUUGAGAUAUCUGAAGAUGGCUGUCCUAUCUCUUCUCAGUCUUCUCUUUUCCAUGCUAAACAUACCCAACUCCCUCAACCGUUCCUCAUAAGGCUUGGUUUCCAGACCCCUUACAAAUCUUAGCUGCCGUCCUCUGUUCCAGGUUGUUAUGCAGGAUAGAAGUAAAUGACAUUGGCUGAAAGUUGCUCUAAAGUUGUAUGCUGAAUCUCCCUAUGAUUAGCAGGAAUGAAGUAAAUCAUGCUGAAUAAGCAAAUGCUUGCAUUAUGCACCUUGGAGAAUUUAAUUUUCUUGCUUCCGAAAUAUUGUUCAGAUCCCUAGCACAGAAUCUAUAGAUUGCACUUGUAAACUGGCAAUUAAGACUGCCAGUUACCCUGAAUUUGUCAAUUUUGAGUUGUUAAGCUGUUCUGCCAAGUGACUAGUUUUGAGCUGUCUAGAAUCCCGCUUCUACCUUGGCUUUGCCCGCAACCCACCAGAAAUGGUGGUGGCUUUGCCCCUGACCUGCUGGAUUCAACCCGGCUCCCCCUUGUAACCAUUUGCUUUUCUCCAGGGCUCCAUCCACAUUCCACCACUUUCAGCUGUGGAGGCAGAAUCACAGCUGAAAGAGCUGGUGUUUUGGAUAAUCCACGAAUGGCAGAAGUCUUUUGAAAGUAAUAACUAAAAAAAAAAGUAGGAAUGGGGUGGUGGUGGUUUGACUUGGUUUGCAUUUAAAGCCAAAUCUAUCAGAUUCACACUUUCUUGUGAAACAGUACGAUAGCUGAAGCACAGCCAUUCUGUGAAAAUGACACUUGUAUGAAAUUUGUGAUACAGUCCUUUAACCAACCAGUGUUUACAAACGGCAUAUACCAGGGGAAAGUUGCAUACAAAUGCAUAUAUUAGGGAAAACAACAUACAAAAAAUGCAUUCUGUUAGGAGAAAUUGCGCACAAAUAUGUGCUUAUUAGGAGAAAUUCACUCUAGAAUGUGGAUGAAUUUUCAUGAGAAUUUAAACAGAAAAGAAAAAGGAACACAAAUUUCUGCAGAAGUGUGAAGAACUGAAUUUAAGAGGGAACUGACACUGACAGCUCCACACAUCCCUCUCAGCAGUUGUUCUGGGCUUUCAGGAAAGGGACAAGGCUGGCAGGCAGGGAUUGUCAUGAUGCAGAUAUGGGAGAGGCAGCGGUGGGUGGAGUAACUCUGGAGCCAGGAGGAGCAGGGUGGUAUUAUAAAGGUAAGCAUGGUUUGAGGACAAAUUGCUGUCGGGGUCGCUGUGCUUUAGAAAAGCAGUGAUCACCUUUUCUGUGUGUGCAAAGGAAUGCACAUGAAAGAACAAAUAUUAUUUUGCAUUUUGAGGCUCACGCCCGGAGGCCCCUCUUUCCUUGUACGCCACUGAAAGAGACUUUAUAGCUUGAAGCGCCUGGUUGGCACAGUGCAGAAGACAGGGCUGGCUGCCCCAUGUGACUCAGAGAGGCAGUUGCCUCAGGUGGCAACAGAUCCAGACUCCAAGGAGCGCAUCACUCACCUGUGUAGGCGGAGCAGCUGCUCCAUUUUCUCUUUUGUGCCAGACAGCAAAACAUCCCGGCUGGUCCUGACAGAAUAUAAUUCUUUUGUGCAAUUACCUGCGUUCCUUGUCCUUUAUUGAUGUGAAGGUAUGCAUUGUUUGUGAACAUUAAUGUUUGCAUUCAUACAUCAUAUAGGCCGUAGGCUGUACAGUGGUGCCUCGCAAGACGAAAUUAAUCCGUUCCGCGAGAGUCUUCGUCUAGCGGUUUUUUCGUCUUGCGAAGCAAGCCCAUUGACGGAUUAGCGCUAUUAGCGCUAUUAGCGGUUUAGCGGCUAUUAAAGGCUUAAAGGCUUAGGGGAUUAGCUGCUAAAAGGCUAUUAAAGGCUAUUAAAGGCUUAGCAGAUUAGAUAAAGGGGGGGGAAAGCGGGAAAAAAAUUUCAAGACUCGCAAGACAUUUUCGUCUUGCGAAGCAAGCCCAUAGGGGAAUUCGUCCUGCGAAGCAACUCCAAAACGGAAAACCCUUUCGUCUAGCGGUUUUUCCGUCUUGCGAGGCAUUUGUCUUGCGGGGCACCACUGUAUAAGAUUGUUCUUCCAAAGUUAUUUUUCAGCAUUAUGCAUGUGGUGUAGAAAUACAUUGUGCAACUUGAGCAAUCUGGCUUCGUUUUUUGAAUUUCCCAAGUGGUCAGGGAAUAGACUCCCUAGGUUUCUUUUGGGGACUUCCAGUUCCCCUCCGCCUCAGCGUGGUCAGUGUUGUGACCCAGAAAUGUCUGGAGAACACAGCCUCCUCAUCUCAGGAAAGAUCCCAAGCUGUGGUUUUCUCGGUUGACCCCAUGGGACAGGAAUGGCGGCCACAGACACCUUCUGGGAACUUGUGGGUGAGCAGGGCCACAAUCCAUAGUGGGUGCAGCAACAAACAUAAAUGUCCCAUUUGUACAGUAGGCUAGUUCUACACAGAGAAACUAUCCUCCAGCCAGGCAGGUAUGAGUUCAAAGACACUUUCCAGCCAGGGAAAAACAUGUUAGGGGCGUGACGAGGGUGCGGGGAGGUGUUGCUUGGGGUUAGUCCAGAUAUUUGGCCCUUGGCCCUGAGGGUUUGCCACCCCUGCUGUGGGACCAAAACUUCCCCAUUUGCUCUUUGCAAAGACUGGCGUCGCCCAGCAAAUCCACCUGGUCACGUGGGAGCCAAGUCCUCUUCCGUCCUGCUAAUGGUUUUGCUUCUGUUUUGACCCAGCACACAAUGGAUGUAGCCGCCCCACUGGGAUGAAGCUGGCCAGCGCACCAUGCCAACAUGCACCUCCAGCAGGCCUGCCACCGCCGAGAGGCUCGUUUCCCACAAUGAGCUUGGCAAGCAGCAGGAGGCUGCUGGCUUUCCGCAUUGCUUGCAAGCCCUGAAGUCUACCCAGUUGGGCGAGAUGGAUUCCUUCGUGGUGGUGACGGAGUGUGACCCUGCUUCCAGGCCUUCGCCGGGCGGGCGGGACGAGCAGGAGGAUGAGGAGCCCAUGGAGCCCUGCGAGGAGCAGCCGGUGGCGCAAGACCCCAGAGGGUUCGAAGAGGAGGCUUUUCCUGGGGGUGCUCUGGGGGGGCCCUUGCGAGAGACAAGGGAACCUCGAAACAAACUGAACCUUUCAAGUCGCAAACUCUCUCUCCAGGAAAGGUCGCAGUCCGUCCAGUCUCCUGGUAAUGGCGAGGGCGUUAAUGGACGCUACAUUUAUCCUUCUCUUCCUUAUUCCCCGGUCACGUCUCCGCAUUCCUCGCCUCGUCUGCCAAGGAGGCCGACGAUAGAAUCCCACCGAGUUUCUAUCACAGGAUUGCAAGUAAGAGAAGUGAUCUCUGACAGUUUCAACACUGGGUGUGUGAUUCUGUAAAUGACACCAAAGUAUUCCAGGGAGUUCUGUGGUAGCUGCAGGGUGUGUGUGAGCAGACCCUCCAAGGGCCCCUAUUUUGCAGGGACUGUCCCGGAUUUACAGAAGCCAUCCUGGUUUCUGCUUUGAUCAUGCAAUGUCCCGCUUUACCUUAGGAUGUUGCUAUUUUCACUGGAGAAAUGUUGGAGGGUGUGGAGUUAUGCAACCCCCAAACCAAGGAGAUAAGUAACUAUAUAAGCUUUAGAAGACAACCAAAGGUGGCCCUGUAUAGGGAAGUUUUUAGAUGUUUUAUUAUGUUGGAAUCUGCCCAGAGUGGCUGAGGCAACCCUGUCAGACGGGUGUGGUACAAAUAAUAAAAUUAUUAUUAUUGUGGAAUAGGACAUGCCAAUUUUCAUCGGAAAAAUGUUGGAGGGUAUGUGUGAGGUGUUAUUGGGAAUGGAUGGAAAGCUUUAGUGCAUGUUUCGUGGUAUGAUUCGGAAAUGUAGAACAUGUGAUUUCAAGAUUUAACCAAGAACUUCUUUUGCAUUGUUACGUUAGUGCAGCUUGCAGAGUUUUCACAGGCUUGUAGCACAAAACAGAUCAAUAUAAGUCCAUCAUAAACAAAUGGGAAAAGGGAGAAACAUAUUUCCUCUUUUGCUUUCAAUCUGUACCAAGAUAGCCCCUCCACAAUGACCUAGGUGUGUCGGAGGGCGACACUUCCUCCCUUGUUUAAUUAAGUCUGAACUGAUACUGCACCCAGUAAGAAUGUUCUUUUUCAGCAGCCCCCCAAAGCACUCUGUGAUGAUGGGCAAGGUGCUGUGAGGGUCCUAUAUAUCCCAUGUCAUUUGAAGCCAAACUGCUCAUGAAGGGGGAGUGGUAGAUCUCCAGUGUCUCACCACUCUCAUUCCAGAUACCGUAAAGAGCAAAUAUAUUAGGAUGCUUUUCUUUAGUGACUCUUAUGAGAGUUGAAUGGAUGGGGUGGGUUCAGGGGCGUAGCAAUGGGGGGUGCGGUAGGUGCGGCCUGCCCUAGGUGCCCCCAGCGAGGGGAGUGACAAAAUGGCGGGUGGCACUCAACGCUGGAUCUGCAGCGCGCCCGAACCAUGCGUCUCGGGCGCCUGCAGGUUCCAUUCUAUCCGCCUGCUGCCUCCCCCCCCAUCUGGUCCUUAAGGGCACACCACGCCCUGUCCCUAUGGGUGCUGCGCCCCCCACCCCUAUGGGCGGUUCGCCCGGCCCCUUGGCGUGCCGCCCCAGGUGCUGGAGAGGCUUCCUCCAUCGCGGGGUGGGAUCAUAUUAGCACAACCUUUGCCAAACUGGUGCUAUCCCGGAUGUUUAGGACUACAACUCCCAUUAUCCCCAGCCAGCCAGCAUAGCCAGUGAUCCAGGGAUUAUGGGAGUUGUGGUCUAAUAAAACUGGUCUAAAGUGAAAGGGAGGACAAAACCUUUAUGUGUUUCUGUAGAUUAGUUGAAGGUUUUUUCCAGCUUCUGAGGACUUUUCAGUGGGGGGCCUUGAUGGACUUGAGGCCCCAAAUUCUGCCCUUUCUUGCUGUGAUCCAGAGAACCGGCCCCCCCUGCCUGAGCCACCGUGCAAAUGAAUUAUCCCUGGGUUUUGUGUUCGCUGCUGUUAUUGUUGCAGAAGGGAUGUGCGAGGCUGGCGAUGGCUGUGGGUGGGGAGAAGAUAAACGAGGAAGAAAAUCAGAUGCUCUUUGCAAAGCUAUAUAUGGCGAGAACAGCGGCUGAUUAAAAGCAGAGGUGGGUGGCAGCCCCGAUGCCUCCAGCCCAGUCUUUCUCAGUUAUGUAUUAGAGAAAGAAGGUGCACUUGUGCUAAUACAGCUCAGCUCCCAGCGUGGAAUCUCUGCAUGUUUUAUGCAGCACAUGGAAAGUUUAGUUGAGCAGGCAAGGAAGAAAGGAGGAGGAGGGGUCAGGAGGGCCUGGAUCUAUACCAGCCUUUCCCAAACUGUUGCCCUCCAGGUGUUUUGCACUACAACUUCCAUCAGCUGGCUGGGGCUGUUGGGAGUUAUAGUCCAAAACAUCUGAAGCAGGACCAUUUGGGAGAGCCUGACCCAAGUCUUUCAUCUUAGUUCAAGGAAAAAAUAAUAAGUAAAGGAAGAAUUCCUGGAUGCCAAGAUCCUUGUUUGGGGUAAGCACUCUGGUGUGAGAACCUCAGCAGAGAUUAAAAAUUGCAAAAUGUGCAACAAAGUAAAGGAUGGAAAUAAAGGUUGUUUGACCUAUAAAAUAUGCCCUUGUGAAUUCCAAAACUUCCCUCUUCCCUUAUCAUGGAAAAAGACCAUGUUUGCUAAGUUAAAGAUGGUUUACUUACAAACUCUCCUAAAGUCAUAUUGAUGUGCUUUUCCAUACAGAGUUCAGAAAAAGUAGCACAGGCAAAAAAAAAAUUGGCUUACUUACAGAGUGGUGAAAGUUCUUCAGUUAUUGGUAUAGUGGCUUGUGAGAGCCAUGUGGCUAAGCUGGAGCAAGCAGCUUGCUCCAGCUUAGCCUCUUCACACACAGAGCGCAGGGAGACAAUAAGCUUGAUUACCUAGUCCCUCCUAAGCUGAGCUAAGCCUGGCAGGACAGCUUACUCACUGGUCUUAACCCCUUCAUGCAUUAAUUAGACUUAGCAUGGUGGUUCUAUGAGGCUGGUUAUCCCACAUCAUCUUUGCUUAUUCCACAUUUUGAACAGAGGUGAAUUGUGUCCAUGAAAAACAGAGGGAUGGCUGGUGGUGAUGAAGUCCUUGUAUGCAUACAUCCUCUUUGCCGGGUGCCCAAGAUCUGCCUUGAGUGAAUGGCAGGCCAUAAACUUAAAACAUAAUAAAAGCUGGUGGCUUUUCGUUUCGAAGGUCGAUGCUUAUAACGCUGGCAGGGAAGACUUUUUACAACUUGUUUAAUUCUGACUGCCUCAGCGUUCCUCCUCCGCUAUUGUGUGGCUCAGUUUCCUCAUUAUCUGUCUUUCGUCAGCCUUGGGACUUCCUUUGCGGCCAGAGAGAUUGCCACCUCUUCACCCCCUCUCUGGUAAUAAAACUCAAAUAUUAUUGCUAGGAACUGAAGGAGAUUUUCAAGUGGCAAUAAACUACAGUCAUGGCAAAUGGUGUUUUAUUACCCAAAUAGUACAGCUUAAGCCACUGAGUGUAUUUUUACCUCUUCUCUGCUUCUGUGGAUUUAAUGCAAUAACAUUUUGUGGGAUUUGCCACAGAGAGAUCUGGGAAUUGGCCAUGCAGGCUGAUGCUGAUAGGAGCUGGAGUCCUGAACCCCUGGGGGGCAGCAUGUUGGGCUACCCCACCUUACCCCAAGCCUUGGCAAGGCUCUCCACCAGCUUUCUGCUGCGGAGCCAAAGGCUGGGGAGGUCAGCUGACAAGGGACUGGCUGGUCCGGGUAGCAUCCAGGAGGAUGCUGAGAGGCGCUGCCUUUCUGUGAGAUGGCUAGAUGAGGACACAGGCAUGUGUUUAUGCAGAAUGAGAAGAGGUUGCUUGCGGGAGGUAAUCGAAGCAGAUUAAUAAGCAAUCAGCUGUACUAGAGGCUUAGCAAAUAUUUUCCUCCUCUGCAGCAAUUUCCUACAGAAUCCUAGGGUCCUAAAACAUACCAAAGUCAUUCACAUCAUAAAAACAUAACAAUACUCAAUUAAAAAAAAAAGUAAGUAGCAGCAAAAACUUCCCAUGCGUUUAAAGCACGUGUAACACUCAUUUAAAGUAGGUGGAUUUCUCCAAAGUCCUGGGAACUAUAAUUUGUUUAGGGUUCUGGGAAAUGUAGCUCUGGUAAGGUAGGGAAACUACAAUUCCAAGGAUGGGGGGGGGGAAUUAUUAUAUAUAUAAAAUAUACAGUGGAACCUCGUUUGUUGAACACAUCAGCAGUUGAACGUUUCGGCUUUCGAACAGCAACAAUCCAGAAAUGAAUGAUUCUGUUUUUGAACGUGCCUCAGAAGUCGAACAGCUUCUCCAUUUUUUCAAUGGAUUUUGCCAACCGGCAAUUGCGCCUCGGUUGUCGAACGUUUCGGAAGUCGAACGGUCUUCCUGAACGAAUUAUGUUCGACAACCGAGGUUCUAUUCUAUUGGUAGCUUCCAACAUAUAUAAAAACAUAAUAGAACAUUAAACAUUUUAAUACUUUCCUAUACAGGGCUGCCUUCAGUUGUCUUCUAAAGGCUGUAUAGUUACUUAUCUCCUUGACAUCUGAUGAGAGGGUGUUCCACCAGGUGUUUGCCCAGAGGGCCCUUUGCCUGGUUCCCUGUAACUUCACUUCUUGCAGUGAGGGAACUGCCAGAAGACCCUCGGAGCUGGACCUCAGUGUUCGGGAUGAACAACGGGGGUGGUAGACGCUCCUUCAGGUAUACCCUAAGAGUGAGAACAGUUAAGGAAUGGUUGGGUGCACAGUUCGGUCUUCAAUAGAUGAUGGAUGCUCCCAUACCUGGUGCCUGCCUGAUUUCAACAGCAAGAAAUUUCCACAUGGUAGGCACCACAACAGAGAAGGCCUUCCCUCCACCAGACCCCUGCCAGAUGAACCUCUGUUGGUUGUGGCACAGUCAGAAGGACCCAUUUUGUAGAUUGUGGUGAUAUCGACUGUGGUCCCUCAACAUAUACCGGUCCCAAAUUGUUUAGUGCUUGAUAGACACUUUAAAAUUGACUCAGGAGUUUGGCUCAGGAUGCCAGCAGACUGUUCUUAGCACAGAAUGGAAAACAGAGCAGUGGGAAUAGAGUGAGGGAAUCCUGAACAGCUUUACUUCACACUGUAACGUUUUGUCGCAGGUCCCAUUUCUAAUAACCGUCGGCUUCUCCCAUUCCCAAGAGAGAAAUGGAUCAAAAGUAAAUGCCAUCCUUUUGUAUUUUCAGCAUGUGCUUGGCUCAUUUUGUUUCCGACUUCCUCUUUUCUUUUAGGACUGUGUGCAGCUAAAUCAAUAUACGCUGAAAGAUGAAAUUGGAAAGGUGAUUAUGUUGUUUCUAUCUCCGCAGAUCUGUUGUGUGAGUAUUUGGGCUGAACCUGGACUUUGUACCAGCCCGACACAUUUGUGUGAGAAUGAAGGUUAUGAAAGGGAAGCUAAUAGCAACAUCCAGAUUCAGCCCUCUAGUUCAGAGGCCACCAGCCUUCUGGGACCAGGGAGCACAUUUCAGAUUUUGAGAGAGUGCUGUGGGUGACAGUCACAAAAUAACUCCUGGGAAGUGGGUGGCAUGACAUAACGCAAAAUACCCUUGGUCUAAUAGCUUUAGUCCUUGUGUUUUGCUUGGUGUGAUUGCCUUGCCUGCAGAAUCAUAGAACUGUAGAGGAGGGAGGGUUCCAAUGGUCAUCUAGCCCAACCCCCUGCAAUGCAGGGAGGCAAUUUGUGUGUGUUUUGAUUUGGUUGUUUUGCAUUUCCAUAGGGCUCCUACGGGGUUGUGAAGCUGGCAUACAAUGAAAAUGACAACACCUACUAUGUGAGUAACAGUCUCUGAGCGGGGGGUGGGGGUGGCAGUUGACGGCAGUGGGAGUCCUUAAGGAACACUCAUCACCUGUUGCUCUCUUGUUACUUGUUACUGCCCUUCAAAGCUCAAAGUUUUCAAUCCAGCUGGAUUAAAAAUGCAGCUUUACUUAACCUUUAAGAGGGUAGAAUAGAAUAAAGAGGUUUGGUACAUGUUUUAAAAGCAUUGUAUGUGAAUAUUUCAUAAACAUAAAUGUCUCUAAGAAAUAUUAGUCUAUUAAGUUUCCAGGUACAGUAGACAAGUUGGCCCUAGUGCUUCUGCUUAUUCAGGUUGCCAACUUACUAAAACCAUGUUUAAAAAUACAAAAUGCUUUUUAACGGUGACACACUGACCCUUUCCUGUGUCCUCUUAUUGUGUGUGUGCCUGUGUUGAUUUCUCUUGCAGGCAAUGAAAGUGCUUUCCAAGAAGAAGCUGAUGAGGCAAGCGGGAUUCCCACGUAAGUGAGGACUAAAAGAAUGUGCUGUCCAAAUGCUUGCGUUGGCCUUUCCGAAGGCUUUGGCAUAGGGGAGGGCAGCACAGUGAAUGAAUGAAGUAGGGAGAGAGAAGGGUGGAUCCGUCUCCCAAGUAUUUAUGCUAGAAGCACGGCGGUAGAUCAUCCCCUUCCCAUGCAGAUCACCCCAGAUUCCAUCUCCAGGCAGGGCUGAGACAGUUGAAAAUCUGGAGAGCUGCAGUCAGUCAGUGCAGACAGUUCGAAGCUAGAUGGGCCAAUGUAUACAGCAGCUCCCCAUAACCUCCCUUUUGUUAGCGUCUGUCUUGAGAGACAAUGGAGUGCGCCUUUGGGGGUGAAGUCAAAGCACUGAGUUAGCAGCACUGAAGUGACCUCCUGGGGGUGUCAGCCUGGGCAGUGUGCAUGGAGGUCCCGGACUGCUCAGACGACAAGACCCCACCUCUUGGCCUUGCAGAUGUGGUCCAAAGGAAAGCAGAGCAAUAUAUUUUGCACCAGCUUGGCUGCAGGAGUUGCCAGAAGGAGACAGACAAGGCACCAUCCAACCGCUUUAGACACUCACACUCUGGAUUUGCGGAGAGUUUACUCCUGAGCCAAAGAUAUCCUGCAAGGCAGCGGAGGUUUAGGAUCAGAGUAUUCCUUCUCCUAGAUGGGCUCCCUUCCCAGCUUGACAAGCCCCAUCCGCCCCGAUAAUCUCUGAAUGAGAUGAUUAGAGUCAGUGUUUUGUUUUGUUUUUUUAAGGUGCUGAAACUCUCUAGGGCUGGGUGAUAUAUCGACAUAUUGUCGAAAACCAGUUUGAAGUGCAUAUCACGAUAUUGGUUUCAUAGUUUUGCACCUGACAAUAUAUAGCUCAAAACUGGUUUCAAGUCCAUAUUGUGAUAUUUGUUUCAUAAUUUUUAACCUGGCAAUAUAUUGUGAAUCAUAUUGUGUGUUGUGCAAAAAUCACAGUAUGGGAAAAAGCGUGAAGGCAGCCAGUGCCUCUACACAGCCCCUGUCCUGAUUUCAGAUGUUGUGAUAUAUAUGUAUAUCACAAUGUUUAGCCAAUGAUAUAUCACAAUGUUGAAAACCUUACCAGAUAUCGCCCAGCCCUAGUCCUCACCACGAACUUGUUACAGUAAGUGCCACACUUUUAACAUUUGUGGGGAGGGGAAGGUGCAUGUACUGAGUACCCCUGAGUACCCCCAUAAAACCAACAACACUGAUUAUAAUGUGCUGUACAUGGUGCUGCCCUUGAAGACAGUCCAGAAGCUGCAAUAGUGCAGGAUGGGGCCACCAGAAGCAUGAUUCGGAAGGAUCUGCGAUGGUUCCCUGCUCUGCUUCCGGGCCCCAUUUUGCUCAUGGUGACUUAAAAAUCCCUAAACCAAGCAUGGCUAAUCUUUUGGCCCUCCAGAUGUUGCUGGACUGGAACCCCCAUCAGCCCCAGCAAACAUGGCCAAUGGCUAGGGAUGGUGGGAGUUGCUGUUCAGCAACAUCUGGUGGGGCGAAAGGUUCCCUACGCCUGCCCUGAAUGACUUGGGACUGAAAUAUUUCUCCUCAGGGAGGCUCUUCUCAGCAUUUCAGAAAUGGGAGGGACACAUUGUGUUGUGACAUGGGAGAGGGGCCUUUGCUGUGGUGGUGCCAUUCUUCUGGAAUGCCCUCUUUGGCACCAAUUUUUUUUGCCUUUUGGAGCCAACUGAAACCAUGGCUAUUUCAUUAUGUUUUUUGUUGGAUGUUAAUAAAAUUAGCAUACUUGCAGAAGGAUGAAGUAACUGGGUUAUAAAGACAGAUCUAGAGAUUGUGCUGACUGUUCUAUUUUGACUUCCUUAACUGUUCUUCUGGCUUACACGAAUUUGUUGGUCCUGUUCUGUGCCCUGGGUUUUUAUCUUUUGUAACCCGCCCUGGGAAUCAGUGGGCUAGAAAUCAACUAUAUAAAUACAUCCAGCCCCCAGCCUUUUAACAGCACCCCACAUGUGCCAGCCCUCCUUACCCUCCAAGCCUCCAUGCGUUUCCUUAUUGUCUUCCGCAGGCCGUCCUCCUCCUCGUGCUGCCAAGCCCCCUCUGGAAGGCUUCUGCCAACCCAAAGGACCCAUUGAGCAGGUCUACCAAGAAAUCGCCAUCUUGAAAAAACUCGACCACCCAAACGUAGUGAAGUUAGUGGAGGUGAGAAUGAUAUUGCAUCAGAAAUGUCAGUGCGGUUCCUGGGUGUACGGGAGGAGGCAGAGUCAGCCAUCAGCAGAAGGUGCCAGCCAUUUUGAUUAAUCAGACUGAAGCAGGAAUUCAGGGCAAGAAUACCUCCCCCCCCCCCUUGAAUUAUGGGACAUCAAUCCCAACGAAAGAACAGUGGCAAGAAAAACUGAUGAGUUAUGCAGACCUUGCCAAAUUGACAUACAAAUGACGUGAGAAGGACAAUUGUGACUUCAAAGAAGAUUGGGAACUUUUUACAAAUUAUUUUAAAAAACAACAAAACAACUUGGACUCCUUGGCAGGUUUUGAAUAAACAUACAUAAAUUUAUUAAUAGAAUAUAUGACAGAUAAGGUAAUGAUAUGUACAAUUUUUAACAUGCAGAGAGUAACAAGUGCAAACAAAUCAGAGAAGGGAGCUGAGGGAAGUCUCCGGAGGGAGGGAUGGGGAGGGCAGGGUAAAAAGGGGGGGGGGGAAAUAAUGUAAUUGACCAUUGGAUUGGUAACUUGUUUUGUUGAAAUUGUUUAAUAAAAAUAUAUUUUUUAAAAAAGAAUUAUGGGACAUCAAUAACCUUAAUCUGUCAGGGUAUACUGCAUUGCUGUUUUUAAAGUAAGCUAGUUACGGGAAUCUAGAUGCAUGCUCUGUCCCUCACUUGCUUUCUCUCUCUCUCUCUCUCUCCCCCCCCACAACAGGUGCUAGAUGACCCCAGUGAAGACCACCUGUACAUGGGUAACCAGCUCCUCUUCCCAUCCGUUUUGCUAUGCACCUCCGAAAGAGGCUCCUUCACUUCCAGUCUGUGCAGGACAGUGCAGAGGCAAGCAGCCUCAAUGGCACAAAAGCACUAAAACCAUACCUGAGAUAGCUGGUGAAGUCUAGAGCAGCCUUGUAUUGAACCACUCACCUGGUUGCCAUUGGCGACCAGGAAUCCCAAUGAGAGAGCUGGCAGACGAAGCAGGACGGAGCUCCCCAUUUCCACUUUGUUUCUGUGCUAGAUGGAGAGGAAGGAAAGCCCCUUUCUCCAUGGCCAGGAUCAAAAUUAAAGCUGUAUCUGACAUCGCCUCCAGAUUUCUCAUCCCAGAGGUGCAUUUUCUUUCCCCUUGGUGCAGAAAGGCAGGUGUUUUCUAAGGGUCUAAUAACCUUCCUACUUUUAUGGCCGCUCAGAUGGAAAUGGCUCAGCAGCACUGGGAACCCCAGGCAGGUGUUACAAUCCAGGGUUGGAGAAACAGAAUAUGGCGUAUAGCCCAGUCCAAUAAAAUAACCAGCACUGCAGGCCAAGUUGAGGAAAGAUAAGUCAUGGCUGCUUUAUCUCAAAUCAGUCACCUUCUGUCUUCAGGAUGUUUGGAAUGACUGAAGAUUGUGCAAGGACCUAGGUGUCAUUUGGCCAGAAGUUGUGAUAUGUGAUUCUUGUGGUGUGCAUGUUAGGUGUUCACAACAGUAUCCCAUGUGGUGGACAAUGCUAGCUUUUUAACUUUUCCCACAGUUGAUUGGACAAAUACAGUAAAUGUCAUAUCUUAAAAAAACAAAAAUACAGAGAGAUAGCAGAGGAGGGGUAGAUCGCUCUGUUCCUCUUGGUAGAAGACAAAUAAAAUAAAAGCCUGCUUAGAACCACAAUCCUAUGCUUUAAUGCAAGACACAGAAACCAGUGGCCAACCUCACAGGAGGAUAGUAAAUUGUUUUGCACACUAAUAAUGCAUUGCAGGGGGUUGCGCUGUUUGGGUUCCUUCCAACUUGACAAUUCUAUUAUUCCAGUUUUUGUCGGCUCCAUUUUCAAAGCUAAAUUAAAGAUUCUCAAAUGGACUAACAACAGCCCUAUACAUGUGUCUGUGUAUGUGCACCUAUGCGGUAAACAUGUGCAGUCUUGGGGGGAGGGUGGGGAGUAAAAUACACACUUGUUUGCUGCAACCCUCCAUUUUCUGCCCGCUCCUCUUUUUCUAAGCACUGAGUGGGACUUGAUGUUAAGAAUUGCCCAUCCGUGCCUGUAGUACUCAAAGAUGUUCGAUGCGCUGCCUACACAAGUGGCUACUUCCAGAUGGAAGAGGGUCUAAAAUAGAUCUUGGAUAGCAGUUCAGUAUUUUCUCCCUCUGUGCUCCAUCUGGUGUUUGUUUCAAGUUUUAAAAAAAAGGCUUUAUAAAAAUUAAUUUUUUAAAAAGCAUAACUGGCUCUUUGGACCAUCCUUCCAGGGCAGCCUUCACCAACUUGGUGCCCUCCAGAUGUUUUUGACUACAAAUGUUCGACUUGGUCACCAGUUUAAGUGAAUUCCUCAUCUUUAUAAUUUUCAACUUGUACAGAAACAAAAAAUGUGUAUAUUACUUACAUCCAGUUAUUCCUUCAAGAAACUCGGGGCAACCGAAGAUUGAUUAGUAUAAAGGAUGGGGACUCUGUGUCCCCCUAAAUGAUGCGGGACUACAACUCCCAUCAGCCUCUGCUGUGUGGGCAAUGGUCAGGGAUUAUGGGAGUUGCACUCCAGCAUCAUCUGGAGCGCCACAUUUUCCCUACCCAUGGUUUAUAUAUAAUGCCACGUCCUAACCCUUGUAUAUACACUGCUUCAUUAGUUACUGUCUGGUUUAUGGUAAACCAUAGUUUACCGUUGCAUCUGAGCUAGCAAACCAUUGUUUGCACUUGCUCUGCAGAACAGAAUCAAACCCUGAUUUGCAAGCAGGGUUUGCAGGACAAUUGCAAACUACAGUUUAACAGGCCUGUGGUCCUGGUUUGCAAAGGACACACAAUCAUUUCAAUGUAAUGGUAAACUUUGGCUUUGCUACCUGCCAGGAGGUAUUGCGUUAAGUGAGUUUGUGAGAGGAGAGGAGGAUGCAUGCAAAGGGCUACUGCUGAUAGCGCCAAACCCUGAUUUGGUACUAGGUGUGACCUGAGCCUUAUUUAGCCUCCUCUCCAGACACUGAUCAGCCAUGACCUCAUAAGCUCUCAGAAUGUAAGUCUUUCUUUUUUAUGCUGUAUUUAAAAUUUGAGAUUUUGCUGCCUGGAGUGUUAAUGAUUUAAAAGGCAGGAUUGUUCUCUCCUGUUAGUAUUCUCUCCUCAUAACUAAUAACCGGUCUCUUUUGUGUUUCAGUGUUUGAACUUGUGAAGAAAGGGUAAGAUUAUGAUUGUUUAUUAAUUUAUACAGUUCAUUGAGAUAUAGGAUGUAUUGCAGAGCAAGCAAGAAGCGCUGCGGGGGCAGUUUGCUGCUCCAAGGACUUUGCAGUCUUGCAGUCUAUCCUCUGGCUUUAGGACGACCCACAGAAGGCCCACCCCCCCUUAUCCUCUCCUUUUCAACUUUCCUUGCCUCCUAUCUGCAAGAGCUUCUCCCCCCUCCUCCCUUAUUUCCUUCUCCUUCCCCAAAUCACUCUGCCUCUAACGCCUUUCUCUCAUCCUAGAACUCUGUAGCUGGGGUACACUCUGCAGAAUUAAGAUGGAUUUAAAUUAUGUAUUUAAGGCAUGUACCGGUAUAUACAGUAUACCUCUUUUCAGGCACACCUCAUAUGAUUCUUACAACAGUAAUCAUGCAUAAAGAAGUAAUUGCAUUAAAUUAUGUGCCGAAGUAACCAGAAUCCUGUGUUGAGAAAACAAAGUCCUGGCCUGCAGCUCCCAUUGCCCAUGCAGCCUUGAGAUAAUGGGGAGGUAGAGUUCCACAACAUUUGGAGGCACAACAUUGGUUAUGUAGUACAGUGUUUUUUUCUGUUUUUAAAAAAAUGUUUAGGGGUACUCUCAUUUUAACUCAAGAAAAUCAGCAUUUUAUAGUUCAAAUCAGGAAAAAUAAAGACAGUAAAUGGACAAAAGUACAAAGAUCCACAAAAUGUUUAGGGGUAUAUGGACCCCUGCAUCCCCCCCAGGAAAAAAACACUGGUUAUGUAAAUUGGUUGGGUUCAUACAUGUAAAUUUGUCUGUUCCUCCAAAACAGGCAUAGGCAAACUCGGCCCUCCAGAUGUUUUGGGACUACAACUCCCAUGAUCCCUAGCUAACAGGACCUGUGGUCAGGGAUGAUGGGAAUUGUAGUCCCAAAACAUCUGGAGGGCCGAGUUUGCCUAUGCCUGCUCCAAAAGUUAUGCUCGGAAGCCCCACCCCCAGCUCUGGAGGCUCUGCAGAUUUAAGAGCUCUGGGAAGGGAUCUUGAACUCGGGACUUACCAGCGUAGUAUCUUGCCAGAGGGGGAGACUGCCAGUGUGCCAUCUCUGGUCAGAGGCCGGUAUUGCAGCUGCCAAGUCUGCAGAAGCCUAGUGACCCAGUGGAUUAAUAAGGCAGAGACUUUGAGGGGUUCCCAUGCGGUGCUUCCAGGGGACCCCGCCUGCUGCCCGAAGGCCCUUGCUCUGCGGAGGGUCUGCCUCAUCCUCCACAGACUCUCUAUCUGGUUGCAGGUCGGGGCCCCCAGACCUGCCAAAAGUCUUGCGUUUGAGGCCAAAUUGUGUUUCCCCUUCGCAGGCCUGUGAUGGAAGUCCCCAACCUGAAACCUCUGACCGAAGACCAGGCACGCUUCUAUUUCCAAGACCUGAUCAAAGGCAUUGAAUAUUGUGAGUUCCCUUGGCGAUGUUUUAGCAAAAUGGCACAGAAGGGAAGGGCACAGAACAUUUAAUAAAUAGUAAUACUGGGGGCGGGGGGGGCACCCAUGUUAUGGUCUUUGUUUGUUAUUAUGGUAUGCCUUUUGUGUUUUUAUAUUGUAAACUGCCCUGUGAUUUUCAGGUGAAGGGUGGUGUAGAAAUUUAAUAAAUAAUAAAUAAUGAUACUAUUAAUUUGUGGCUGCAAUCAAUAGAGCUAAAGCCCAGAUAAUUUAUGUUCAGCUUGAGGGGUUGUGCCCUGUGACAGGAGGAACAAUGAAAUGACAGUGUGCUUCUGACCAUGUGCAGAGUUGCACCCUUUCAGUGCUGCGUAACUAUCUCAGACUUAGUCACUGUGUUACAGUAGCUCUUUUUCCCCAGGCUAGGGAUAUAGUCAUUUAAGCCCCGAAAUAUCCAUCAUUUAUUUUAAUUAUUUAGAGCAUUUUUACCUCACUCUUCAGCCAAAUAGGCUCCCAGUUUAAAUGAUACAGAUCCUGUCUGAAAGCUUACAAUCUAAAAUACAUGACACAAAAGGAAAGAGGGAUGAGGAGGAAAGAGGGAUGGAGCAAAUUAACCCCUGAAAACUGAAGAAAGGGAGCAGGUUCUUUGCGUCCCCUGAGCCUUCAUGCUCUGCCAAAUUCAUGUCUCAUCUGGUCUUUCUCAACAGUGCACUACCAAAAGAUAAUCCACCGGGAUAUUAAGCCUUCCAAUCUUUUAGUUGGGGAAGAUGGUCACAUCAAAAUAGCCGAUUUUGGCGUGAGCAACGAAUUCAAAGGGACAGACGCCCUGUUAACCAACACCGUGGGGACCCCAGCGUUCAUGGCACCCGAGACCCUCUCAGAAACCAGAAAAAUAUUUUCUGGAAAGGUAUGUUGAGAGAAGAGUGUGCAUUUGUAUGCUCAUUUAGACAACCUUGUUCUGUACUCUCUGAAAGGAACCAACCAAAAAUUAGGUUGCCUGAAAUGACUCAAAGUCCAAUGUACUUUAUAUCCAUCACAGCAAAGAUGGCCUAGUGGUUAGAGCAAGGGUGGGGAAGCCAUGACCUUCCAGAUGAUGUUGGAUUUCAACUCCCGUCAGCCCCAUCUCAGCAACCUCUGGAAGGCAACAGGUUCCCAACUCCUGGGUUAGAGUGUCAAACUAGGACAGGGGGAACCCACGUUGAAACCUCCAUCCGGUCAUGAUCUUGUCCAUUCACCUCUCUUGCAAGAUUGCCGUAUGAAUAAAAUUGGAGGGGGGGGGGUGAGUGGAAAAAUCAAGUGUUGUACUCCUGGAGGAAUCAUAGACUCGGCAUUGGUAUAGGAGGUCCUCUAACAAAUAGAUUAAAAUACCCACCCCACUAUGGAUAUUCUGGUUCCAACACUACUAAUUUGGAGAGUCUGGAGGGUCAGAUAGCGAUGCUCAGAGAAUCACAUUUCUGCUGCCCCCCUUCCAGGCCUGAGGUUCCCAACCUCUGCAGCAGUUCAUCUUAAAAGCUUACCAUGUUAUUUUAAAAUAGAAAAGCAAUACAAACAUAGUUUUUGGAGGGCUCAUGUGUUUAAUCUCUGCCUUUCUCUCUCUCCCUGUCCCUUCUUCCUAAGGCUUUAGAUGUUUGGGCUAUGGGGAUCACUCUCUACUGCUUCGUCUUUGGGCAGGUAAAUGAGCUGCUUCUUUACCUGCAUUUUGGAUUUUAAACAUUUUGUUGUUGUUGUUGCUUGUUUGAAGUAGUAGUGUUUGGUUGCAGGACGCAUGCCCAGCCCCCCUUUCAGGGGGUCAUAAAGCUGAGUAAGAUCUGGAUGUUAUUAGGGCAGCAUAAUUAAUAAGCCCACACAUGUUACUAGUCUGCAGAAAGUUUGACCAACCUGCUGAGAAGCUACUGGUCUGCAUACGCAAGGUGACUGUGGUGGAGGGAAGGCUUCACUUCUGCAGCAAGCAGGGAAACGCAGAAUUCAUAGCGGAGUACAGUAACUUUAAAAGGGGGGUGUGUGUUUUGUAGCAGGUGGGUUGGAGGAGAAGAGUCAAAGCUGAGGGAUAGGCUUUCCGUUCUCUGUGGCCAGCAGAAAAAGCAAGCAGAUUUGUGGAAGAGAAAUGAGCAAUCGGUCCUUCUCCAUCAGCCCACUUACUCGCCUCCAUGGAAUUCCCACUCGCCUAUGGCUACCAGACAAGUUGUUAAAUACACAACUGUUUUAGGGACCAAACCUAGAUGCAAAUCUGUGAUCUCCAGUGCGGUUUGUUACCUGCAUGAUUCUCUCUGCAAGACAAAAAGGCAGGGUUUGAAGGGGGUUUUUUUGUGGGGGUGUUAAUUUGGGGAAAUGGUAAAGAGAACAGCUGCACGCAUGUGCAUGGACGCUCAUACACACACUCUGCCACUUGCCUGAUCAAAUCCUCCGUCAGGUACAUGAGAGUGAAGGAAAGUUGGGAGAAAGUGGUAUAAUAGCAUUAUAAUGCAGAUGGAACCUUAACCUCAGAGCAGGGCAACCUCACUGACGGGCAAAAGUGUUAGUAUAGGGUAUUAUCUCUUACAGGAACUCAGGCACAUCAACAAGGCCAUGCUGGGCUGUUGGGCUUCCCCAGCGGAUGCCAAGAUGACACUCAAACAUUCGCUAGUGGUCACUAGUUCAUAAAGAGACAUCAAAAUGGUGUUCCUCUCGCUCUCUUGGAGAUUUUGAUUCUCUGUAAAGUGGCUAAAUAUAAACUGGGCAGUCAUCUGGGUUUUGUCACACUCUUAAUCAGAAGCUGCAAAUCCCUAUGGUGUGUGUUCUAUCUGUUGGCUGGCCUAAAUUUAAUAAUACAUAAUAAAACAGAAUUCCAGAAUAAAACAGGUACACAAGAGUGAAGGAAAGGUAGGGAGAAAGGCAAAAGUUUGAUGAAAGCUUUAUACUACCAGUGUACCUGUCAUGACUGCUCCCCAAAGAAUUCUGGGAACUGUAGGCAGGACAUCUGACAUCCCUAGUCCUGCCCCCAUGCUCACAUUUCCAUGCUAAAUUGAUUUUAUGUCUGUAAUGAGAGAUGCUCAUUAGGGGGAGAGGGGGAGGAGAAUGAGAAUAUUUUUUGUUGUGAACUGCCCUGAAAUCUACAGAUAAAGGGCAGUAUACAAAUCAAAUAAAAUAAAUUGAUCACAUUCUUAGGAGGCAGGGAUACCAAGUUAGCCAUUGCUUUAUAAUCUCUCAUUGUGUUUUUUUGUUCUUCCAAGUGCCCUUUUAUGGAUGAGAGGAUUUUGAGUUUGCACAGCAAAAUCAAGAGCCAGAUGCUGGAAUUUCCUGACCAGUGAGUAUGCAGAAUCACUAUGUUUAUGACUACCCUGGCCAGGGGUCCACAAACACGCUCACCGGUGAGGGCGUUCUGGAUUCUAGCAAGCUCUCCUCACCUCUCCUUCUGGACCUGCAGAAGGGCAGGAGUCUCCUGGAAGCCACCUGGAACCUUGGAAGUGCUUUGCUGCUUGCCAAGCCAUUCCAAGACUUGGUGCGAUAGGAACGAGUCUCUGUGUGCCCGCCUCCCCCAGCACAUAUAUAGGGUGAAAGACAACAACUUGCCCCCUCAAUACCUCACAGUUCCUUCAUUGGGCGGCGGAUGGGGGGUGGGUGGAACAUAUUCAACAGCAGUAAAUUUGGGGGCUGGUUUCCAGGACUGGCACCUCCAGCCGUGGAGGCUGAGCAUGGCUGAUAGGCUUUAAUCGCUUUCUCCUCCAUGAAUUUGCCAUCCAAGUUAGCGGGUGGUGCUGUCACCAGUGCAAGCAAGUUCCGGGUGCUGGAGAAGGCUUGCUGAAGAGUUGUGACUGAGUUGGAGCUUUAUUUUAUUUUACUGACUGAGUGAUUGAAUUUAUAUACCGCCCUAUACCCAGAGGUAUACUGAUAAAGCAGGAGGAGAAGGGCGAAGUCCUGGGAGAAAAAGUUGGGAGCAGGGAUUGGGAUGGUGCCUGGGAACCUCACAACUGAGGUGCCGCUUCCCUGGUUGUGUGUGGCUCCCUUGUUGUGGUGGCCGAUUGAGGCAAAUAGGCCACAAGGACAUUUUUGGGAAGUGCUAGGAACACAGCCCCUGUUUUUAUGAGGUUCUCGUUUGUAUUUAGGUGGGCGUAGUUCAGUGGUUGAGCAUCAGCUUUGCAUGCAGAAACUCCUAAAUUCAAUCUCUGGCAUCUCCAGGUAAUUCUAGGAAUGUCCCUUGUAGACAAUACUGAACUAGAUGGGACCAAUGGUCUGACUCCUAUACAGCAGGAAUGACCCGCUUAUUUUCAAACCUGCCUUUCCAUCCUUAAGGGCUAGAGACUUAUUGUGCAUUUGUUUGUUUCAAAAAGAAAUGGUGAGUGCAGGCCCUAACUCCUCCACAUGUCUUGAUAUUUCCUCCGAACCCAGGCCAGACAUUUCUGAUGAACUGAAAGAUCUGAUCAUGCAGAUGCUGGACAAGAAUCCCGAAUCCAGGAUCACAGUCCCAGAAAUAAAGGUAUCUCACAGUCAAUUCAGAACAUCCGAAGAAGUGUGAUGCCCGUAACCUUAUAUGUCUCAGGUCCUUUUCUUUAGCCUCUCUUCUUUGUUGUUGCUGUUCUGACAUGCUUAUCUGUGCUACCAUUCCUGGUUGAGGAUAAUAAUCAAUUUUACAAUGUCUACCCUUCCUUAUAGUCCAAAGGUCUCUUAAGGCAGCUUACAAAUGGACUUUAAAAUUCCCAUCAUACCUGGAGAGUUCACCUUUUUAAAGGGGGCGCAUUUUCCCACCAGAGCUUGUUGACAGGCUUAAGGUCAAGAUGUGGGAGUUUUGCAGGAAGGGAAGACAAUUAAUUUGCAUUGGAAUUCCCCUGCAGGGCAGUGGGGCCUUGAUCCUGAUUCUUUUCCCCACCCCACUUCCCCAAGCUGCUCCAAGUCAGAUAAUCAACAUGGGCAAAAUGGGUUAGAUCCUUCAAGCUGCAAUCUAAAUCUAACCCACUCCCCCCUGCAAGAAAAUAAAAGAAAACCUUGACUACUUUUUGUAAAAUAAAAAUAUAUACGAGUUUUAGUUGCAGAACUUCCAGGUCACGUACAUCCACACCAUAUGUUUAUGGAUUUCCCCAAAGAAACCUGGGAACUGUAGUUUGUUAUGGGGACUGUGGAUUGUGGCUCUGUGUUGGGCAAACUACAGUUCCCAGGAUUCUUUGGGUGGAAACUGUAUGCAUUGAAUGUUCAUUAAAUGUAUGAUGUGGAUGUGGCUGCUUCAUCCAAGCUCUUUCCCUGUCAGAGAUUAGGAGGGUGACCAUUGUUGACAGGGGCUUUUUUCAGGUGGCCCCUAAGUGAUGGAUUCCCACCCCACAAGGAGGCCUCCCUGGUUUCUUACUUUCAUUCUCCACUAGGAAAAAGGUUAAGACUGUUUCGUUUAUGGACUGUUCCGUUCAGAUGAAGGCUUGUUGCUCAGUUGGUAGAGCAGCUGCUUUGCUUGCAGAAGGUUCCAGGUAGGACUGGAAGAGAUUCCCUACCUGAAAACCCUGGGAAGCCACAGCCAGUGUCUAAUGAGCCAGGUGGUCUGACACAUUACAAGGCCCCUUCCCAUGCUCCUGUGAAUCUGAGGUUAAUUCACCCUUGAUUCAGCUGCCCUUUCGAUGCUGAACUGUUCGUGUUACUGGCUGCUUUUUCACAUUCAUUUAUCUUGCUAUUUUUCUUCUGUUAUUUCUAUACUGUGUUUUGUUAUUAAACUCUGCAUCCAUAUUUAGUUAGUGGGUAGUUACUUUGAAUGCUUUUAAGCCACCUAAGGUGUGGUGGAAGGGUGGAAUCUGAAAUACACAAAUAAAACAGUUAAAAUGUAGCUAAUCCUCAGCAGCAACAGAGAUACCCAUCUCUGGUUUUCCUCAGCUUCUUAAAAAUCAUGAACCUUUGGGGAGUAAGUUUCACAACAAAGAGGCAAAUACCAAAAAAGCCCUGUUCCGCCCAGCUCAUUCUGAGGAGGACCUCUUCUAUCUUUCACUAUGUAUUUUUAUUCUUCCAUUUUUUCGAAAGAAUACAGAAAUUGAUAGUUUAUUUUUUUAAACAAAAAACCUUUCAAAAAUAAAACGUGUUUCUAAAAUACAAGACAUUUAGUUUUCACCUUAGUAUGUCAAAUAAUUUUGCUAAAUGAAUCGGGGACAAUGGGAAGAAGGAAUUGUUAGAAAUGUCAUAACAGGCUCAGGCACACGGUUAUAUGCCUCCUCCAUUAAAUUGCAUGUCAAAUACUUAAUAUUUGUUGGAAUUUCCCCCCCGGGAAUAGAAUAUUGGAGUAGGUGAUAGAAGAAGUAGCCAAUUUACUUGGGGAAAAGUCAGAAUAUGUAUGAUUAGAGCAGGGAUGGCAAACUUGUGGCCUUCCAAACUCUCAUCAGCCCCAGACAGCAUAGCCAUUGAUCAGGGAUUAUGGGAGUAGCGAUCCAACAUUAUCUGCCGGACCACAGGUUUCUGACCCCUGGAUCUGAGGCUAUCUUCAAUUGCAGUGUGUGUGAUACUCUGUUUAUAGUUGUGUGUACCUAUUCAGAGUUGCUUUCAGAGUAUUAAGCUUGUGAUUUCAAAAUCUCUCUCUCUUUUUUAAAACAGCUUUUUCAUAAUACAGUAAAAGAAAAGAAACUAAUCUAAAUAAAAACAAAAACAGAGAAAGAAACAGAAAAGAAAACACCGACUCCUCUCUUAAAAGUAGCUCCCUAAUCCUUGUCUCACACAGAAAGUAAUGGACCCUCCCAGCUCUCACAAUGGGAGAAUUAUCCCCUCCCUAUCAAGUUUUAAAAUUACAACUCGGCUGGUAUUUCUCAUCUCACUUUUUCCUUUGGGUUGUUCUUGUUCCAGUAAACAAUAUAAAGUCGCUGCAUCUAAGAGAGGAAAUCUUGACGUGUAUUUUCUCUCUCCUGGUCAUCUACAGUCAGUUAAUUUAUUCAUUCUCAUUAUCUGCCAGGCUUCCCAUAAUCAUCCAUCUUUGUUGGGACAUGAGUUGCAUUUCCCGUACUUUGCCUUUAGGACUCUGGCAGUGAGCAAUAAAUUUCCAGCUAGGUCUUCAUGUCUCCUAUUCACAUUAAUUUUUAAAUAUCCCAAAAGAUAACAAGUUUAGCUUUAGUGGUUUUAUGGUAUCCAAUUAUUUCUCUAAUGCUUUUUGGAAUAAGCUGCCAGUACUUUUAUGAUCUUAUACAGCUCUCUGUCAAGGAUUUCCAAGCACCUGGAGGAAGUUGUGGAAGGAGGCAAUUCUUGAGCUAUCUCAGGGCCUCGCCAUACGUCCUUUUUAUUGUGCAUUCAUGAUGAUUUGUGCUCAUGAUGCUCUCAGGCAUAAUUGUGCACCUGCAUAUGUUUUGGGGCAGCUAUACUGAUUGGUUUCCACUUGGUGCUUGUCCUGUAAUUCCUGCGGAAAUCCUGUAACUUGUCAUACCACAAAUGGUAUGUUCUGUCCCACUUUUGUUGUGCUGUGGUGCAAGAGCUGCCCCUCCAGAUUGCAGUAAUGUGGAACCACUGGGGAAGCAUUGCAGAACAACUAAGAAAGCAGAAGGAUGUGUGGAUGGACCUAUAUAAAUCCAACACUAAUUCACUCUUACUGUGUGAGUGGCAUGUUGCAGAACCUGCAAAAACGACAGGGACUGCUUGCGUGCUUGGGUCAGAACCAACACUUUGCCUUGUGCCUGGAAUCUUGCCAGCUUUAACUCUGGAAACCAAUGCUAUAAGAAUAUGGGCCUGAUCCUGUGUGGCUCUUAUGAUCUAGUUCAGUAUCCUGUUUCCCACACUGGCCAAGCAGAUGCCCCUGGGAAGACCACAAACGAGACCUGAGGAUAGUAGCCCCCUCCUCCCCACUGUGUUCUUGAGUUGCUGAUACUCAAAGACAGGCUGUCUCUGAGCCUGCAAGCUGGAAAAAACCCACUGUGGGUGGUAACGAUGGCUAGCUGAAACCUCCAUGAAUUCGUCUAGCCCAGUUGAGAUCCACUUACAGGGUCACAACCCGAUCUAAGGUGGGUUGCAAAAGCAGCAUUACCACCAUACAAAUAUAUGGUUGAAAAUAAUGAAGGCAGGGGUCACAAAAUGCAUGUUUGGGUUAAAGGUGGGUUCUGGGCCUGAAAAGGUUGAAUUCAUGGCUGUCACCACAUCUUGUGGUAGCAAAUGUCAUAGUUUUUAAUGCUUUGUGUGGUGUCUGUCUGUCUGUCUGUCUGUCCAUCCAUCCAUCUUCUUGCAUUUAUUUAAUGUUCCUUUCUUCUGUCAUGGUACCCACGGUGGUGUUCAUCUGGUACUCAUCCAGGUCUGAUUAGCCCCAGACCUGUUUGCCUUCAGCCUGAUGGUGGCCUUGUGAGCCUUGUUAUGAGUGUGUGAAGAAGUUCUUACUUUUGACAGUCCUGAAUUUCCUGUCCUUCGCCUUCCUUGGCUCACCCCUGACUCUGCCAUUCUUGGGCCGAAUUCUGUUAUGCUUACUGUCUUUACCCCCUCUCAACCAGAAAGCCCCGUUCUAACCAGCCCCUGGAUGGUUUUGGGUUUCCCUUUUCUACACCUUCUCCUUUUGACACCCCAAAUGUACACUGUGUUCCAAGUGUGUCCACACCACUGACUGGUAUGAGGGCAUUAUAUGUGUUCCCCAGAGCCUGUUCCAGCUGACAACCCUGCCGCUAUGCUAUGGACCAGUUCCAGUUGCCAAAUGCGCUUCAGAGGCCCUGACAGCCUAUUACAAGAAAUUCAAUCUAGAAGCUACCAUGGUGUGUAUCAAACUGCAGUCUUAGCUGUGAAUUGACUUGUGGUAGCUGGAUUUCCAAGGGAUUCCCCACCCCCCAUGACAAGUGCAAAGGAUGCUUCCUCCAUUUUGUAAACCAGCUUCAUAAUCUUAUUUUAAAAUAAAGUUUCAUAGUGCUGACUCCUUUGUCCUUCCAGGUCCAGGGGAAGUGUGUUUCUCUUAAGUUGUUCCCUCUUCCCCCCCAAAUGAAACAAUUAUCGGCUUUUGCCCAACUUUUUAUAUUAUUACAAGAAGAGUCUCUGGGUCACCAAAUCGUAGGGCAUCCCCGCUCUCCAGCUGUGAAAUCAAGGCAAUGUGUGGUGUUUCUCCCCCUUCUCUCAAACAAGGUGCACCCCUGGGUCACCAAGAAUGGGGUGGAACCAUUGCCGACAGAGGACGAGAACUGCACGCUCAUAGAAGUGACCGAAGAAGAGGUUGAGAAUUCGGUCAAGCACAUCCCAAGCUUGGCCACUGUGGUGAGUGAGACCCAAGUGCUGCUUGUGUGUUGGAUAUGCUAGAUUCAAAAGGGCACGUCUAACCAACCUGUUUUUAAAAUCUGCUCCAAGUGCCAGCGAGCCUUAUUGGCUGAAUUUGCAGGUCACAGUGCACCAGGUGUGGAGAACUUUUGGCCCUCCUGACUUGCCAAACUACAACUUCCACCAGCCCAAGCAAGCAUGGCCAGGGGCUGGGGAUGAUGGGAGUUGAAGUUCAGCAAAAUGGGGAGGGCCACAAGAUUCUUCAUACCCUGCCGUAAGUUAUAACCCAAGGAUGGCUAACCUUUUGAGGGCUGAGAGUCACAUUGACCCUUCUUUCUCACGCUUCCCAAAGCAGAAGCUUUUCCCCCCCUUUAUUCUCCCCGCCCCCGUUCCCAAAUAUGCUGUCGCUGUGGGAAGGGGGUGAGCACAGCUGCAGGGAGUGAGGAACAGAGAGAAUUUCUUUGGGGACUUUCCUCCCUUUGUUUUCCUCCCAGCUUGUGCAGACUCCCUCCCCAAUGCUGAUCCUUUCAACCUCUGACUAGGUUGCACUAGGUGGGAGAAGCAAUUUGCACUGAAUGGAAGCCCCAUCCUCCUCCUUGAGCAAGGAAGUUGGGGGCGCACCUUGUUCCAGCAAACGAGAAAUAGGGAGCCCCCUUUAAGAUCCCAAUGGUUUUUUAACACCUGGUUUUUACCAAGCCCCCACCUGACUUCAUGUGGGGUAUCUGGCAUAGGUCGAGUGGGGGUGGCUUCCCCAAAAGGCCUGGUGGGUCAGGUUUGGCCUGUAGGCCAAAGGGUCUCCUCGACUGAUGCAGAAUGAGGAGGAAUACUGGACAGUAUCACUUCAGAUUGUGGGGAGGGGGGGUCCAUGUUUCUGAGUCCUCCUCCUCCUGCAUGUAGCUUGCUAGUACAGUGGUAACUCUUAUUGCGAACGGGAUCCGUUCCAGAGGCCUGUUCGCAACAUGAAAAGCCCGCAAACUAAAGCACCGUAUCUGCGCAGGUGCGCAGCGUGAUUGGCGCUUGUGCGCAUGUGCGAAGUGCGAUUUAGCGCUACUGCGCAUGCACGGGCAGCGAAACCCGGAAGUAACCCUUUCCGGUCCUUCCGGUUGGCCAUGGGAUGCAACCUGAAACAACAUAACAUGAAGCAAACGUAACAUAAGGUAUGACUGUACAACACUGGAAUAGCUAUGUGUAGCAUUUGCCUGGAAUGAGCUAGUUUUAAAAAGCCUCUCUCCUUGCAUUAAGCUAACACAUCAGAAAGAAAUUCAAUGUAGUCCUUUCCCUGAGGUGCUAGCUUACUGGAUGCAGUCAACCCCUGGCCCCCUCAGAUGUCUUGGGAUUGUAGUUCAAACAGUCUGGAGGGUGCCACGUUGAUGAAGGCGGCACCAUAUAAAUACAGAAAUACUGGUAAUAGUAAAACGAUCACAAUCUUCUCUUUCAGAUCCUGGUAAAAUCAAUGAUCAGGAAGAGAUCUUUUGGGAACCCAUUUGAAGGAAGUAGAAGAGAAGAGCGAUCCCUUUCUGCACCAGGGAAUCUGUUGACGUAAGUCUCUGACGCAGGAGCCUUGAGCUGUGGAGAAGGGCAAGAGUUUUCCAAAUGUGCUGUGGAGAAUUUUCAUGGGGAAUUUCCCUGGAAUUUAGGGGUGCUCAACAAUGCCUAACAUACAGGCCCAGCCCUGCCAUUAAACAAACUUGAGGUAUCUGUCUGAGCAGAAGACAGCAGGUUCAUAUUUAUUUAAUGGAGUAUUAAUUGUGUUUUACUGUAGGGAGUGUGGAAGAAUAACCUUGCUUCCCUUGGAAACUUUGCACUUUGACUUUUGGAUGAUGCCUUUUUGCUGCUCCACCUCAGGCGGCAAACUAUUUUGAGCCAGCCUUGUCAAUAAAAGGUGGCGUUGGCUGUCUUCCCCUUCAGUGUGUAACUUCAGUAAAACAUGGGAGGUUAUGAUCUGAGGUGCUCACCUCAUGUAGAAACAUGGCUGAGUCUCAUGACAUGCCUGUCCAGGAGCCUGUGUGAACUACAGCUGUUCACCAGAACAUAAUUUUUAUAAAUAUAUAUAUUUUUGUAUAUGCCACCCAUUGUUGAAAAAUGUUCCUGAAUUGAAAAGCUUUUACUUGGUGUCUGAAAGCAUGGGCAGGGGGCUAUCCAAAUUUUUUGAGGCAAGGUUUUCCAUAAGUGUGGUGCCCCUGCAGAGAAGGCCCUGUCCUCAUGUCCACCAGCUACAUCUCAGAUUCAGGUAAAGACACAUAACAGGAGCACCUGUGAAGGAAAAGGCAAGAGGGCAAGUGCUUAUUGAGCUUGAAAUGGACCACUGGAAGACUUUGGUGUUUAACACACUGGUGGCUUGAACCCACCACUGGAAGGUGGGUCUCUCCGGCAGCACCACCAGCUUUGGGAAAGGCAGGGGUAGGAUUGUUGUUGUUCUUUUAAGAGGUGGAGAAAAGCAAUGCAAAAGAAGAUGGGCUUGCUUUAUUUUUAAGAACUUCUGUAGAAAAGGGAAUUGUGGGGGGUGGCUGCUGGUCACAGAGUGAUGGUGGAGGCAGCACUUUCCAAAAAGUGCAGGGGCUGAGCUGUCUACUUUUGUUGCUUUCUAUUCACAGACGCGGGUGGCGCUGUGGUCUAAACCACAGAGCCUAGGGCUUGCCGAUCACAAGGUCGGCAGUUCGAAUCCCCGCGAUGGGGUGAGCUCCCGUUGCUUGGUCCCAGCUCCUGCCAACCUAGCAGUUCGAAAGCACGUCAAAGUGCAAGUAGAUAAAUAGGUAGUGCUAUGGCGGGAAGGUAAAUGGCGUUUCUGUGCGCUGCUCUGGUUUCAGUGUUCCGUUGCGCCAGAAGCGGCCUAGUCAUGCUGGCCACAUGACCUGGAAAAACUGUCUGUGGAGCAGACAAACGCCGGGUCCCUCGGCCUGUAAAGCGAGGUGAGCGCCACAACCCCAGAGUCGUUCGCAACUGGACUUAACUGUCAGGGGUCCCUUACCUUUACCUUUAUUCACUCUGAAGCAGAAGUGGCCAACCUACAGCCCACAGGCCAUAUACACCUCCCCCGAGUGUUUUCCCCUCCCCAUAAGUCCUCCCCCAAAUUUGACUUUAUUUAUUUGUUUGUUUGCUUAGGAUUUUUAAAAAUAAUAAUUUAUUUUUAAAAUAUUUUAUUUAUUUAUUUAAUGUGUUGCUACUAUGAUGUCAAAAGAUUGUUGUGCCUCACAAGCACCUCCCCCCAAUUUCCCUUCCCUCUUAGGAAAAUGAAUAAUGAAUGAUAAAAACAAUUUAAAAUAGUGCAGGAUAGCUGAUGGGAAAAACCUUUUGUAAGGGCUGCCUUGAGUUCUGCCGCUUUGUCCAUGCCUACACCCAAAGUAUUCAGAUUCUUUGGUCAGAGGAAGCUCAAGGGAUUUGGAAGAAAUUAAGGGUUGCAUAGUUUUAAAGGGGUAGCUAAGAAGAAGGUAGUGAGAGUUCAUAGAAACAUCUCUAAGCUUUUAUUUUGCACCUUGUGGACUAGAAACUCUUGCAGGAUCAGGCAUUAGACUUCCCAUACCCCAACCCAUAUAAAUAAGAGACAAAUAAGACUUGGGUUUUGGUCAAAACAGGCCACAACUUUAUUGAAUACAGAUGAAAGAGGUUUGGCUUGAGCAUGGGGCAAUCAAAUACUUCCAGCCUGCCCGCCGGAAGUGACACAUGGUCAAUCCAGGUGGAGGUUCCUAAGACUUACAUCCAAGAGGGUGACCCCCGCAGGGACCGCCAUCUGGGGGAGUGCCUUUGGCCCUGGCCCCCCCAGGGCAGGUGGACAUGGCCACUCCCCCUGGAUCCCUUUAAAGGGAUACCCCAGUUUGGAGGGGCAGGCAGAGACUACAACCUCCCCUCCAUCCAAAACAAAGGAUUGCCCCAAUGUCCAAACAGUUGUCAUGAUUGCUAUGAGGUAGGCAAAACCACCGGGUCAGUGCCAAUUAGCCCAGUGGGCAAAUUCCCACCCGGCAUCUUGAAGGAUGCAACCACCGUAGCCACAGCAAAGUCAUUGACUUGUCAGCUUAAACCGAGGGUGGGUGGGAUAGGGAAACCCGGUGCAGGAACAAACAGUCUGAGCCCCAGGUGUAGGAUGCUUAAAUGGGCAAGGGGUGGAUCCGAGGGCAGCCCACCGGCGGCUCCAUUGGCAGCGCCCCCCGGCACAGCCCAAGUCCCAGCCUGCAGCCCCACUUGCCAAAGCAGGGUGCAGGCCAGGAUUCGGUUCCUGAUAGGCGGAGAGGGUUCAGGAAGGGCACCGCAGUUUGAAUUCCCACGUCGGCAUCCCAGUGAAGCCUCCUCUGUCCCGCAACGCCAGGGCACCAAAAGGGGUGAGCGGACUUGUUGUCUUUGGCAAAAGCUGAGAUUUCUCAAACUACCAAAUCCUGGGCCACAGCAGCAGGUCUUGGAGACAUGCAGAUUACGCAAUGUUGUGUUUCUACUUCCGUUGCUCCAUUUUAUGGUUUGGUUUCUUUGAACUGUGUCUGGAAAGAUAUGUACUUCUUUCUACACAGCCAGUGCUGAGUGUGACAGUGGAGGACAUUGCUGGUUUUCUUUUUUCUCCAUGUGUGUGUGUGUAUGUACUUACGUAUGUAUGUAUGUAUGUAUGUAUGUAUGUAUCUGAAGUGUGCAUGCACACAUAAGCUCAUACCAAUAACAAACUUACCGUAGUUGGUCUCUAAGGUGCUACUGGAAGGAAUUUUUUUAUUUUGUACGUAUGGUUGUGUGUUCUCAUAUCCACUUCCUUUCCUUCUCCUUGACCCGCUGUCCCACGCCCCACCCCACAACUCCAGAAAAAACAAAUCGGGAACUGUGAAAUAUUUCAUCAGUCAAAGGUAAAGAUCACAACUGUCUUGCUAGCUCCUUCUACCUGUUUGUCCGUUAUGCAAUGAACUGGAAUCAGAGUCUCUGAGCUGCUGCAUGUUGUCGUCAGUGGAAGGGAGAGCAUGAAGCCAACUUCUUCUGACGCAUGGAAUGCUCUUGUUUUGGAGUUCCCUUUCUGAAAUGUGUAGCAUGAUCGUGAUUCAACAAAGACCCUUCCCCAAAUAAGCAGUAGCACACAGAGGAUGCUGAGGUGGUGGGCUGUCAGCAGGGGUGUUUCAAAGCAUUAUUAUUAAUUUAGUCUGCUUCCAGGGCAGCUGGAUGCCUUGCAAAGCACAGUGAACGUCUACCACCUUCCAUCUCAAUCUGCCCAGAGGCACUCCAUCCAUUUAUUGUGGGUCUCUGCUCUGAGCGCUUUAUGUACCUAGCAAUGCCCCUGGUUGUCGGGAAAUAUAUAUAUAUGCAUGUGGCUGCCAGCAGAAACUUGACCGAUGCCAGCUCUUGGAUUUCUUUGGUGCAUUUUCAAAAUAGGGGCUGCAAAGGACUUCAGUGUGUGCGCAGAGUGCAUUCUCCUCCAUGGUGAGACACCCAGCCCAGAGCGGGUGUGCCUUCUCUUUAACUCUCAGUGUUCAUACAGAGUGCUUUCUUUUCUACUCAUGACUUGUCCUGACACUUUAAGGAUGCAAUUUGAUCUAUGCUGCUCGUAGUUAUAUGGCCAUUGUAAGUAUAAUAAAAUACACGAAAGCAUAAGUGUGUAUCAUAUAUAAAAAUUAACUGUAGAGUUAAUUGGGGUUGCUUUCAAUUUUAGCUUGUUCAUAUUAACAAGGCACUGCAAACUAUGGACAAUUUGGUGUGAAAUUCUCACUCAGGUUUUCUUUGCUGCAGUUGCAAACAAUGCCACUUCAUAGGUUCUAUAUUCCUGUUCAUCGGAUAAGAGCAAAAUCGCUACAGGCGAGAUUCAACUAAUGAGCCCCACUAGGGGAAGUGUGUGCAUAUGCAAGGAUUUCUGCUAAUGCAAGGAGACUCCCCCCUCCUGCAUGCAGCCCCAUGCCUCUCAAACUCGGCUGGGGGGGGGGCGGGAGGACCCCCACAACAGUGUGCAGGUACGGGAGAAGGGGGACUCUUCAAUCUGGCAAGCUGAAAUGCUUGUGCUGAGGAACAAUGGUCAUAGCCUUCAUGGAGUCCCUCCCAUUUUCUUGAACUGGCCGUCUGCUACAUUCUUGAAGGCUAUAGCACUGCCUACCCAGGCCUGCUGCCCUGUAGAGGCUUGUCCCUCAUCCCUGACCAUUGCCCACACUGGAAGUUGGAGGGCAACAGGUUGUUGAAGGCUGAUUAUUAAUUCUUACUUUUUCGUUUCACCAAUUUUUAUCCUGCUUAACACUGUACUUCUCUAACCAUAAAACCAGAAAAAGCUUACUUUAAAUGCCUGCUGAGAUUUACCAAAAAAAGACACUCUUUAGUAAGUGCCAGACAUUCAACAUCGAGGGGGCCUGUCUGAUCUCACCUGAGGGGAAAUUCCACAGCAGGGAGCCCACUGAAUGCACAGCUGUUGGUGGAUGCAAGCCAAACAUCUGGACCACGGGGACCACGCCCAGUGACUUCCCUUGAAGACCUCAGUGAACAGGCAGGGAUCAAGCGGUCCUUGGAGUUGGCAACACCCAGUUGGCAAGGGCCUUGUGAGUUAAUUCAACAGCCUUGAACUUGGCCCAGUAGCGAGUUCCUAAAUACUGGGGUUGUUUGAUGCUGGUGGUCCAGCUCUGCCCACAGUCUGGCUGCAGCAUUUUACACCGGCCGGAGCUUCCAGACCGGGCCAAUUGUAACAAUCAAGUCUUGAGGUUACUAAUGCAUGACUCACCAGGGACAGGCUAUCCCCAUUCAAGAGUGACUGUAGUUGGCGUACCAGCCAUAACUGGUAGGAGGCACUCUUAGCCACUGAAGCUACAUGAGCCUCAAGCAACAAAUAUAGAUGCAGGAGCACCCACCGCCACAAACCACACACCUGUCCUAGCAGAGGCACCUGUGCAAUCACUGCCCACCUGAACCUCCAUUAGCGUAUAUCAAAGCUGUCCUGGAGCCAUAGAAAUGGCGUCAGGUGCAACUGGAAGAUGUGUAGCCUAUUUUCUCUCUCCCUUCUCAUUUGACCUUGGAGAAAAAAAUGUUGUAUGGUUUUUAACACGUUUUUUCUUCAUUUUUUUAAAGCAGGAAGCAAAACAGCGAAGACAACCUUAAGAGCAUCAGUGACCUGCCAAACGUGGGUGAGAAUGAACUGCUUUCCUGA
This is a messenger RNA of Podarcis lilfordi (Lilford's wall lizard), 74332 nucleotides long. The record is from the annotation of a GenBank genome assembly. Lineage: Eukaryota; Metazoa; Chordata; Lepidosauria; Squamata; Lacertidae.